This is a messenger RNA of Pelobates cultripes (western spadefoot toad), 65199 nucleotides long. Lineage: Eukaryota; Metazoa; Chordata; Amphibia; Anura; Pelobatidae. The record is from the annotation of a GenBank genome assembly.
AUGUUUGAUUAUAGAACUGAAGGAGGGUGUGAUUUUAGUCCCAAGGUAGGUAAUAUUCGUCAUUCUCCAAUCGAACUUGUGUAUUUGUUGCAAUUAGUGCACUGUUGCGGCAGGCAAGUGAAUUGAUAGGGCUUGAGUUUUGUUGUUGUUAGGCUUAUAAUAGGACACCUUGCUAUUUUCCUGUAAUAAGGAUAGGAGGUGCGGUAGAGAUAAACAUUACUCCUUGUUUUGGAUUUCAAUUCCCUUAAUUUUUUUCCCUUAAUGUCCUAACUUUGUAGGCCAGAGGCUCCAGAGAUAAGAUAAACAGGAGGAGGAUUAGGGGGCACCCCUGUCUAAUACCAUUUGUAAUCUGGAACGGUGAGGAGAGGAAGCCUUCAUUUGAAACUUUGGUGGAAGGUACGUUAUAUAGUGUCAUAAUGCCGGCCACAAAGGCUGGAGAAAAUCUGUACCUGUACAAUACUUGUUUCAUGUAUGCCCAAUUUAGCCUAUCAAAGGCCUUUUCCACGAUAAGGCCUCCAAUGUUGCCAGACUGCAUAUAUGCAAUCGUGUUAAGAACUUUCCUCGUGUUAUCUGAUCCCUGUCUUUUGCGCACAAACCCCGACUGGUCAUUGUGAAUGGUCCUAGGUAGGAUUGUAUUGAAUCUAUUGGCAAUGAGUUUAGCAUAUAAUUUUGUGUCACAGUUUAAAAGAGAGAUUGGUCUGAAACAUUGGCGCAUAUUAGGGGAUUUUUCUGGAAAUGUGAGCCAUAAGCAUCUCUGGAGGUCGUACUCCUUUUGAAUAGCAGUUGUUGAACAACUUGAGAAUAUGAGACGUAAGGGUGUCACAAUACAUCUGAUAGUAGGCGUUAGUAAAGCCGUCUGGCCCUGGUGCUUUAUUUUUCGGUAGGUGCUGAAUUGCUUGUGCAAUUUCCUGGUGGUCAAAAUGACAAACCAGGAGGUCAGUGUCCAUGGGUAAAAGGCUCGGUAGGUUAGUUGUGAAGAGCUUUGAUUUUUGAAGGUUUUCAUGAGGAAAUACCUGUAGUGGCUGUCACUGUAACGGUCAUUAGAGGUAUGUUCUUUUACAAAUGUGAACAUUGCUGUUUCUCAGAGACCAUUUCUGGGACAGUCUUUGCACCAAUACCACUACAUCUUAAUGGACACAUAAUGAGUAAAGUGAAAUAUCCUAUUAAUCAUUUGCACGAUUUCUCAAGCUGACAGGGGGGCUUGGGAAGGUGAAAUAUCUUGUAAAUGGUUAAACAAAAAAAGAGGAAGAGAACCCAUGAACAUUUUUAACACAGCCACUACAAUAAUAUGUAGAUGAUAUGGAAAUCUGGGUGUCUCUUCAACUACCUCAGGACAAUGUGUAAUGCAAACCCCAUUAUAUCAUAACCAUCCUGGUUAGAUACUUACUCAUUCACAAAAUGUUGUAUUUUUUAUAUAUUUAAGGCUGGGCCUGUAGUUUUGGGAGGGGUUUUGGGUCCCCUUUUUAAGGGCCUCCAAUCCUAUCUUACAUACCGUUAUUGGUCUGGAGAGUUGAGUGUGACUACUUCCGGUCACUCACAAGUCGCCAUCUUGCUGUUUCUUACCUGUGUCCUCAUGGUCCUGGAUCCUGGCUCCUGUCCAUCUGGUUCUGCUUACCUGACCACAUACCAAACGCUUCCAGCCCUCUUCCUCCUCCAGCCCUCUUCCUCCUCCAGCCCUCUUCUUCCUCCAGUUUGAUGGAGACUAACCCGGAAGUGCUUGUUCGGCAAAUUUCAAUGUGAAAAAACUGAAACACGAGCCUUAUAUUUGACUCUGUAACUUUUGAAAACACCAUAAAAUCUGUACAUGAGGGGUACUGUUAUAAUCAGGAGACUUCACUGAACACAAAUAUCAGUGUAUCAAAACAGUAAAACAUAUCAACAAUUAUAUCAUCAGUUUAAGUUCCAUUUGUGUGAAAAAUGCCAAAUAUUUCACUUUCACUGACGAUAUCGUCAUUGUAAUACAUUUUACUGUUUUGAAACACUAAUAUUUGUGUUCAGCGAAGUUUUCCGAGUAAAACAGUACCCCCAUGUACAGGUUUUAUGAUGUCUUGGAAAGUUACAGGGUUAAAUAUAAUGCUAGCAAAUUAAAUUCUCUGGACUUUCUGCCUGGGUUAUCAGGCAGGUCCUGCAAAUUGUAAUUAAUAAAAUGACCUAAUUAUGUAAAAUUAUUACAUAAAUGUAUACAUACAAUUAUUAUAUGUAUACGUGUGUGUGUGUGUAUAUAUAUAUAUAUAUAUAUAUAUAUGUGUGUAUAUAUAUAUAUAUAUAUAUAAUUUUUUAAAGUAUUUUUUAUUAAUAUAUAGGCAUAUAUAGUGAUAUAUACAUAUAUACUUAUGUAUAUAUAUAUAUAUAUAUAUUAUUUCGUUCUACGUGUAUUUUGAUUUCAAUAUAUAUAUUCAUUUUAAAAUACAGUUAGAACGAAAUUACACACAUAUAUAUAUUUUCUAUUUAUUUUUUAUUAUUUUUUAAAUUUUAUUAUUAACGUAUUUACAUAUAUAUUUAUUUUAUAUUAUAUAGAAAUAUAUAUAUAAUGAUAAUUAUAUAUAAAUUAAAUCAAUAUCAUUCUACGUGUAUUUUGAUAUUAAUAUAUAUAUAAUUAUGUGUAUUUAUGUGUAUGUAUGUAUAUGUGUAUAUAUAUACUUAGAUCAUAUAUAUAUUAUAAAUAUAUAUAUAUGAUCUAAGUAUAUAUAAUGUUAUUUUAAACUGUUUUAAUUUUUUUUACAGACAGCAGGGGGAGUACCUUCUAUGAUUACCACUGUUCAUUUUCAGCAAAAGUGGCUGCAACUCUGACUCGGUUUAACUUCAGUAAGGAUUGGAGUAGACUAAAUUCUGAGUUAUUCUGCGUAUUUAAUAUCGAUGGGACCCUGGGCAAGCAUUUGCUUGGACCCCCUUGACCCUGUCCAAGCCCCCUCCCCCCAACCCCUAGCUCGCUGGCAUGCAAUCACGGCCUCCACCCCAACCUAGUGAUGGAACUAAUGUAAAUAGUGCAAUCAUUUUGGGGGGGUCUCCCCUCUAUCGCAAGAGUGGAGAAAAAAUAGAUACCCAUCUAUUGUACAACUCCCACGAUGCUAUGCCAGCUGGGGAUCUACCAUUUGGCCAUUCUUGUAGGGUUGUAUUUGUGAGCAGUGUUUGUGAAAUUGAAUGUAAGCAUGUUUUUGUAUAGAGUAUGUGUGUGCAUGUAGGGGUGUAUUUGUAUGUACCGUUACCAUUGGAAUGCAGUGGUGUACUGUACUGUUUGCAUGUCAGAGGUGUGUGUUUGCAUGUAGUGCUGGCUUUUAAAUGCAGGUGUGCUUUUGUGUAUAGAGUUGGUGUUUGUAAAAUAUUCUAGCAUUUUAAUAAAGGGGUGUGUUUGUAUGUAAUGUUUGUAAUUGCAUGCAGGGCUGUGUUUGAAUGUAGUGUUGUCUUUUAAAUACAGAUGUACAUUUGUGUGUAGUAUUGGUGUGAGUGAAGAGUGUGUUUGUAUACAAUUUUGGAGUUUGAAUUCAGGGCUGUGUUUGUAUAUAAUGAUUGUGUUUGCAGUGGUGUGUUUGAUUGCCUGGAUGUAUGCACUCAUAUUAACACAGAUAUACAUACACAUUGACACACAUAAACAAACUGAUACAUGGACACACCUGGACACAUGCACACACGUUGACACACAGAUACACACACUAACACAAACACACUGGCAUAUAUACACUCACUAGCACAUACAGGCUCCGGAGUCUCAUCCUCCCAACAGGGCUUCACAUAGUCCGGAUUGGAACUCUGCAAUUAUUGCAGAAGAUGCUUAGAUUAAUAUUGCUGACUGUUGUAGUUAUGAUGUUUGGAGUGUUCUUUUACAUGAACACUAUAACGUUAGGAAUACAGAUCUGUAUUCCCCUGUCCAUAGUUAUAUUCAGGCCCCUAGACCUGAUGCAUGUGUGUAGAGCGGGCCACCUGCCAAUUCAACGCUUCUCAUAGGAAAGCAUUGAAUCCAAGGCUUUGCUAUGAUCUUCCGUGUCACAUGACCACAUUUAACUCUCUCAGUUAAAUGGGAGUACCUCUAAUGGCUAUUUAACCCUUCCAGGUCAAUAUUGCCUUCUGCAAAAUUGCAUUGUUUUACCUUGAAGGGUUAAACAUGCAGGACCACAGCACCCAGACCACCUCGUUGAGAUAAAGUAAUCUGGGUGAAUUUAGUGGUCCUUUGAUAAAUAUUUACCUUAUAUAAAAUUUUAGAUACAACAUAGAGAAAGAACUCCUAGUUGCAUUCACUAAUGAAAUGUGCUGCGUUCGCCUGUGAUUUACAGUCAACUUGUUUAGGAGCAGUCAAACAUAAACUUAGGUUCGUUCCAGUAUCAGGAUAAUAUCCCAGGAGAGGUCCUCUGCCACAAUGAUCAUACAGAACUAACACUUCAACAUCAGCAGUGUUAGAUAGUAACUCCCAUUGACACGCUUUGUCCCUCCCAUGGAUGUAUUCCCAGGAGUGGAACCCAGGCACAGAGAAGUCACAGUCUCAGAGAGAUCAGUAAGAGAAAGCAUCGGAGAAGGAUUUACCUGAUAUCACCUGGUGAGUGCAUUUUAUAGUUGGUUAUUUAAUCUGCAGAGUGUGUGCAAUCUAGCAGUAUGCUGUAUUCUUUUACUGUACUGUUCAUGAUUUUCUCUGUCACUGUCUCCUCUACUUCGACUUUCCUUCUCUACUUCUCUGAGAUAGCUCCUUCUCCUCACUGUCAUUGCUCUUUUCCGAUCUCUUCUCCAUCUACUGCCUCUCUCCAACUACCAUUACUUUCCCUGCUUUUAUCUCGCAGUUCCUUUUUCUACUUCUCUCCAUCCAUGUCUCCUACUUUCUGUCAUUGUCCUGUCUCCUUUUUCUCUGUCAUCGUUUUUGUUCUCUCUUUCUGCUUUAUCCUCUCUCUUGUAUUUCUGUCACUGUUCCUUAUUCUCCACUCCCUUUCCACCAUCAUCUAUUUUUAUUUUUGGACGCUGCCUCUUAUCAUUACCCAUUUUCUUGUGUCAGUUUAUCAAACCCCCUGACUUGUUCUGUCCUUUCCCCUGCUUCUCUCAAGGUCUUCUAUGAACCAUUUCUUCUGGUAAAAUACUUAAUUCCUAAGGGUGUAAAAUAAAACUAGCUAGAAUAGCCCAUCUCUAAAACAAGCACGUUAUGUUAAAUCAGCAUGAUACUGUAUCUUAAAUCAUAAGUGCCCACGGAUCCCAUCUGUAGUGGAGCCCUAGUCCUAGCAGGUACCUUUCUCUGCUGGAUCCACAAGAGUAUAAUCAGGAACAAGAAAAAUGCCAAAGAAAUAGCCCACCUUCUCCCCAGCAACUGGACGACACACACAAGUCUGGGAGUACGACUGGCUUUAUUCCUGCCACACACGGCUUUUAUACAUUGCCCCUAGCAUGGGGUUUCUAAGCAAAAAAUACAGGACUUUUCUUCUCAGGAUCCUCUGUGCAUGAGAGAUAAUUGAGUGAGAAAAAGCUAUAACUUAAUUAUCUCACAGGUACAGAAAAAUAUACAAUAUUUUAAAACACCCCAAACUCACUCACUGGCAUAAAUACACUCACUCCCUGACAGACACUCACAUACAUACACUCACUCACUGACAGACACACACAGACACUUACUGACACUCACUAACAGACACACAAACACACACUCACUGACAGACACUCACUGACAGACAUACACACACUCACUGACAGACACACUCACCCACAGACAUACACUCACUCACUGACAGACACACACACAGACACUCACAUACAUACAUACAUACACUCACUCACUGACACACACACACACACACACACACACAGACACUCACUGACAGACACACACACACACAGACACUCACAUACAUACAUACACUCACUCACUGACACACACACACACAGAGACACUCACUGACAGACAUUCACUCAUACACAGACACUCACUGACAGACAGACUCACACACACUAACUGACAGACAUACACUCACUCACUGACAGACACACACACAGACACUCACUGACAUACAUACACUCACUCACUGACAGACACACACACACUGACAGUCAAACACUCACACACUCAGUGACACACACACAGGCAGACACUCGCUGACAUACAUACACUCACUCAGUGACAGACACACACAGAUAGACACUCACUGACAGACAGACACUCACUCACUCACUGACAGGUACACACACAGACACUCACUGACAUACAUACACUCACUCACUGACAGACACACACAUACAGACAGACACUCACUGACAUACAUACACUCACUGACACACACACACACACACACACUGACAGUCAAACACUCACUGACAUACACACAGGCAGACACUCACUGGCAUACAUACACUCACUCAGUGGCAGACACACACACAGGCAGACACUCACUGACAGACACACACACUAACUGACCCUCAAACACUCACCUCCCUGGGGUCCAUAGAAACAUAGAAACAUAGAAACAUAGAAUGUAACGGCAGAUAAGAACCAUUCGGCCAAUCUAGUCUGCCCAAUUUUCUAAAUACUUUCAUUAGUCCCUAGCCCUAUCUUAUAGUUAGGAUAGACUUAUGCCUAUCCGACGCAUGCUUAAACUCCUUUACUGUGUUAACCUCUACCACUUCAGCUGGAAGGCUAUUCCAUGCAUCCACUACCCUCUCAGUAAAGUAAUACUUCCUGAUAUUAUUUUUAAACCUUUGUCCCUCUAAUUUAAGACUAUGUCCUCUUGUUGUGGUAGUUUUUCUUCUUUUAAAUAUAAAAGAGCUCCUCACUCCUCCCGCCCACUGUUUAGUAUGCUGGGGGCCGGAAUGACAUCAUAUUCCGUCUCCCCGCAUCACAGAGGACGCGCGAGGGAGGAGUGAGAGGCUGCAAGAACAGCCUUCCUCACCGCCUGGCUUCUCCUUCCGCCUCUCCUCCGGACUGUCACCGGCAUUUGUUGUCAAUGCAGGCACCUGUCAUCAAGGUAAGCAGGUUCCUGCUCUGCCUUACCUGUCACAGCUUUGGGGGCGCCCUGAGUUGGCCAGAUGGCCACCUCCUGCCCCCCCUGUGCCCAGUGCUGCGUCCCCAGACAGGAGCAGGCAGCCCACCAGAAAACAUCCCGGCGGGCGCCCUAGUUCGUCUAACGGUUGUGCCGGACCGGCCCUGUUCGGUAGUUUAUGCCUCCUGAAGGCCGUUCUUCUAACUGUUCAGGAAGUUGGAUGGGCUGCCCGUGUUCGGAGACAUAAUGGCGCCAAUUGUUUGAACACGUGUGUUAGGUUAUAAAAACAGCGGCCACACAGGGAAAACACUUGAACUAACAACCAAUUUGUGGUUAACAGCCAGGGGUGGUCAGUGACUAAAAAGAACAAACGGAGGUAUACGGACAGCCGAGCAAAGGGAAUAAAAGUAUAUUUGGGUUCUCCAUUCCGCUACACCAUCCUCUGAAUUAGCUAGAGCCAUAAUCAGCAACCUAAUAUUUUAUAUGAUAAAAUCACUUAUAUUCUACACUCCCUCUCUCUAAAAUAAGAACCCCAAACAAAUAUGUUUAAGCUUUCCCACCUAUUCUCAAAUCAUAUGGUUUAGAGUGGUGUUAGCCCAAUAAGUUUAUACUAAUUUAAUAAUACGCACUUCAGCAGGCAAUGAGGUGGUGUUGGUAAAUACAGACGGCCAGACCCUAUCUUGGGUGAUUAGUAGUAUUUGGUAGUUAUUUACACUAUUAGAUGACUUGCCCCUUGGUAGGGUCAUAAGUUAAACUUGAUGCCAUAGCUGGCAGAUCUUGUGGUUUCACCAGGAAAGUCAAGAUAUUUCUAAUUAUUUUGUGCAGUCUAUGUGACUUGUGCGUUAGUUACACCAUCCACCCUUAUAACUCAAUCAUGAGUUGAAGGACAAAACCCUCUAAUGUCAAUUAUGUCAUUAUCCAGUUAGUGAGCAGAAUGCUUGUCUUAAUGCUCUGUGAAGUAUAUAUAGUGUAUUUAAUUCCUCAUAGACACCGCGACAUGUUACCCUCCUAACUCUAACCUGGGACCUCUAAAUCUUGUCCUAAGACCUCACAAACUUUAACCUCAAACCCUACUAUUCCUAACUUGAACUUCUCUAGACAUACUCUUCUGACAAUGGAAGCCCUAACGCAGAACCUUACCAAGUUUAAUCUAGAAGACAAACCUGGUCCCAAACUGAAUUUAACCUAGGCACUCACUAAGUCUAUGACUUGAGUCCUACCCGCUGAACUAACCUGGGACCCCAUUCUUCUAAACCUGGUUCCCUAGAAACAUAGAAUGUGACGGAAGUGGCGGAUCCAGAUCUCGGGAGGGGCACUUGUAGAUUAUUUAAAGAAAUAAUCCAGGCACAAUAACCACUACAGCUCAGUAGUAGUUAUGGUGCCAGUAGUGUCAGGAUCCCAUCCUAGAGUAAGUAGUCAAACCGUUUAAGAACAGUUUGACAACUUACCUGGGGUCUGCUGGGAUAUAGGGCAUAGGAGCAGUGGUAUGUGUUAGGGGUGAAGUGUGUGUGAAAGGUGCAGUGUGUGUGUGUGUGUGUGAGCGGUGAAGUGUGUGUGCGAGUGCGCGAGGGCAGCAGUGUAUGUCAGGGUUGCAGUGUAUGUGUGGGGCAGUGUGUGUGUGAGAGAGCUGCAGUGUGUGUGUGAGAGAGCUGCAGUGUGUAUGUGAGGGUGGCAGUGUAUGUGAGAGUUGCUGUGUGUGUGUGUGUUUGGGGCAGUGUGUGUAUGGGGGGCAGUGUGUGUAGUGUGUGUAUAGGGUCAGUGUUUGUGUAUGGGUGUGUAGUGUGUGUAUGGGAGCAGUGUGUGUAGUGUGUGUAUGGGGGGCAGUGUGUGUAUGGGUGUGCAGUGUGUGUUUGUGGAGCAGUGUGUGUAUGGGUGUGCAGUGUGUGUAUGGGGCAGUGUGUGUAUGGGUGUGCAGUGUGUGUAUGGGGCAGUGUUUGUGGGGCAGUGUGUGUAUGGGGGCAGUGUUUGUGGGGCAGUGUGUGUAUGGGGGAAGUGUUUGUGGGGCACUGUGUGUAUGGGGGGCAGUGUGUGUGUGUGGGGCACUGUGUGUAUGGGGGCAGUGUGUGGGGGGGCAAUGUGUGUAGUGUGUGUGUAUGGGGGCAGUGUGUGUAGUGUGUGUAUGGGGGCAGUGUUUGUAUGGGGGAGGAAGGAGGGUAGGGAGGCUUUUUAAUAUAUUUUUUAUUUAUUUAAUAAAAUAAAUAUAUUUAUGCCCCCCCUCCCUUCUUACCUUUACUGGGAGGAGGGGGGACAUUUCUGGAUCCCUGGUGGUCCGGUGGGAAAUCCCUGGUGGUUCCAGUGGUGGAACUGAACUGUACCCGGCACUCCAGGGCUAGAGUUCACUCUUGCAAGAUUUGGAGCGUUGCAGUGGUAACCACGGCAACGCUCUGUGCUUGCGAGAGUAGGACCCGGAGGAGCUGCAGGUAAGAGCUCCCGGGUCCUCUCUCCCUCCCUCCCCUGUCGGCUGUGAUCACAGUGCCUGCAGACCGGGGAGGGAGAUCUCUGACAAUGCUAGCCCUGCAUUAACCGGCAGGGGAGAAUCACGGGGGGGCAAUUGCCCCGUUGCCCCCCCCCUGGAUCCGCCACUGUGUGACGGCAGAUAAGAACCAUUCGGCCCAUCUAGUCCACUAACCUUAACCUGAAAUAUCACUCAACCUAACCUUAGACCCUACUGACUCCCACUUUAGACCCAACUAGGUCUCCUUAAACCCGCUACUAACCCUAACUACCUUUGUUUCAUUAAUAGAAAUACUUAUGUAAUUAAUUACACUGAAAUACAAGACCAAAGAAACACAUUACAAUUUUACUGUUUUAUAUGCAGUGGACUGAAAAAUGGAUUUGUCUGAUCCAAUGCAGUGAAAAAAGUUGAAGCUCAAAAAGCUGUAAAAAUGUUACUUUUAAAAUUGCAUAUUGAAUUCUGGGUGAAAAAAAAGCAGCGCAUGGUGCUUGCUGUUAUUCAUAUAACGCUGAGAGAUUUAUUUACAUUGAAACAGGAUUAUUUGGUAAGUGGAUUAAUUUCUUUCAUGCAUCCUGUUAGUAUAUAAAUAUGCAUUUGUCCUAAGUAGCUAUCAAGAGAUUCACAUUUAAUGGGUUUUCUAUCCUGGGAAUAUAUGUGAGUUCACAUCUACAGAUCAUGUACGCAUUUAAUCAUACGGUAGAUACACGCGCACACAUGUGCACAGAGAGACACGGUUUUGUUUUGCACUUUUGUUUUGAUUAAAUUGCCUUUCAAAGUUCUCUCUUAGAAUAGUAAAAAAACCUCUAAAAUACCUUCUAACGUCUCUGUAAAAUUGUGUACUUCAUUUAUAGGCUCUGUAUUGUUUUGCAAACAUUGGUACGGCUCUGCAGCAUCCUUCCAAGCGUAGGCAAGCUUUGGCACUCCAGAUGUUUUGUACUACAUCUCCCAUGAUGCUUUGCCACUAUUAUGUAGUGACAAAGUGACGGGGGUAGGCUGGCUACCACCUGUAACAGGACAGACCUAUACAAUUACGAACUAAUUUGUUUUAAAAAGCUAUGUAAGAUUCUGAUGUAGUUAACAAUGGGUUUUAAUGCUCCGUAGGGCUUUUCAGCAUUCUGUAAUGAAGUUCAGUUCAUGUUUUGCAAAGUUUUAUUUUGAUAAUCUAGAAAGUGCUAAGAGUAACAUUAAUAGUCUGAGGUGUAUUCUUCCCAGCAACAGGAACAGCCAAUCAGGUUCCACUCCUCCAGCAUAAUAGGCUCUGGCAAACAAUCCUUUUCCUCUUUCUUUGCUGCUCCCUCAGUUAAGUAUAUCUGAUCCCUCAGGUUCCUUAACUGUGGGAUUAGUAUUUUCUUAUAAUGAUAAUUUUAUUCACUUUAUUGCUAUUAUUAUUAAUAUUAUUAUUAAUAUUAUUAUAUUUAUAACAUCAUUGUGCUAUUAUUAAUAUUAUUAUUAAUAUUGUUAGUUUAUAACAUCAUUGUACUGUGUUGUAAUUCUGCAUUGUUGCAAAUGCCAUUGAUGGUUUCUGAUUAGCUUUCACAUUCUUUCCUAUCCUGCUCUUUGUAUAUUUGCUAUUUUGCCUUCCCCCCUUUGGGUCUCCUUAGCCCAGCCUAACUCUGCCGGGCUCGGGGACGUUGGCUGGAGCCGCACCUGCCCUGUCAUGGCGCUUUUUUUCUCCAUUGCCACCGUGAAUGGCCGCCACCCACAGAGCACAGACUCCGGUACGACCGGCUCCCAGCUCGCGGCUCCCGAAUGUAUAAGCACGUUACAAGUGAUUACACAUUCGCCGCAAGCACCGUUUUACCAGCUUUACCUUCUGGGCUCUCCUCACCGCCGCUCGCGGCUACCAUUUUGUUGGUUUCCCACGCUCAGCACGCAGCUCCACCCCCAACGACCAGACCUCGGAGUUGGGUUUCAGCUGCAGUGGUGGUCGGACGGCUCCUUGCCCCCUCCUAGUGUAUCUGCUUAUAUAUUUGCCUUUCAUUACCCUUAAAGACCUAUUACCCCUUUUUCUCCUCUGGGUUAAUCAACCAUCCAUUUUAGGUUUAAAUUUCUAUAACAAAUUUGAUAUUUGUGCCAGUUCUAAAUACACCCAGCAUGCCUGGUGACAAAGAUAUGCCCACUUCUUCUGAGUCUCAUAACACCAAUCUAGGGAGUGUUAAAACACCCACAGGGGUAUCUGAUAUUGGAGCGGCUAUCCCCGCUGAAUUUGAUCCUACUGCUGAUAUGCAGUCACUGAUUGACAGCACUAUGUCUCAUGUCAUGACUAAGGCCCUUACGUCGGCCAUGGGACUGAUGUCUGAGUCAAUCUCACAGACUCUUACACAUGCUCUGCUUGAAGCACAGAAAUCGGCUCAGCCGACCAUUACCCAGGCUUUGCCUGUAGUAACCCCAAUACAACCUCACACUGGCCGCAAGGCCAUGGCUAAAACUAAACACUCUUCAAUCUCACAGAUGGACAGCUACACACCUGUCACAGAUGGCACGCCUAAUAUACCACCGCGCAAAAGAGCCACUAGCCGGGCAAAAUCGGCUAGGUUAUGGAAAAGGGCAAAAGCCCAGCUAGACUCUGAGUCGGAUCUCAGCGAGAUUGAAGAAGGGACCUGCAUGGAUACGGAGGAUCAAUCAGAUCCCGAAUCAGAUGGCAUGGCCGAAGACCAUGACCCCAGAGAGCACAAUACGCCUCAAUCUGACUCGUAUGACAUGGAGCUUAAAGCCCCAGAUGAUGCAAACAAACUCUUAGACCCCUAUGGGGAACCUCUGUUCGACCCCGAUGACCUGCAUCAUCCACGGUCAGCGGAAUGGUCCCCUUCGGCCCAUGUGGCCAAAUACAUAGCAUCAAGAAUUCGCAAGCCUUUAAAUAAGGCGACGCGUAAUAAAUUCCGGGCAGAAUGCCCACGUCCCACUAUCCCAGACGAUGCCUGCAGAACACCUGCAGUGGACCCAAAAAUCAUCCAAUUUCUGAGCGAGACAGGUUGGAAGCCUAAUAAAGGCCUAGAUUUCUCCCUGCGCAACUGCCAGGAUAAGAUAUUAGAUAUAUUGGGCCCAUCAACCAAAAUAUUUGAUAUGGUCGAAAAUGACCAAGAGUUGGAUCGUACCGCCAUAAGUGGCUGGAUACAACAAGUGAUUUGCUUGAUUGGCAAUGCCAACUGCGCGAUGGCCACAGAACGUUGCAAAGUGAUAUUACUGAAAAUAGAACCCAAGUUAGUAAACAUGGCUAUAACCGAGCCGGGCACCCAGGCCCAUGGUCUCCUGUUCGGAAACAAUUUUGUCAAAGAGCUUGGCUCUUUCGUACAUACUUUUACUGCCCUAGAUAAGGCAAACUCAAAUAUGCGCAAAGUUUUCCACCCUAAGGUUUUUAGUGGGGCCGGAAGAGCCAGGAGCCGUCUGUCCGGCCGUGUUAACAGGGGUUCAUUUCGACAGAACCGAGGCUCCUACACUGGAUAAUCCACCUUCACGGAGCACCGCAACUCCCCGGCCUUCUUCCCACAACGUGGGCGGCCAUGGGUUGCUCGUGGAUCACGAGGCACCCGUCCAGGACGACGACCUUAUGGUAAGUCAUCUCAUAUUUCCUUCUUCCCUAUGGGCAGUGGGGGGCAGACUCCUAAAUUUUUUCCAUGCAUGGUCACACAUCUCAUCAGAUGCCUGGGUAUUGAACACUGGAAGAGGGUACACUUUAGAGUUCCUGUCCCUUCCAGUACAACUCUCCCCACCACGGGAAAUUCAGUUUUCCCGACAAGACGCCUCCCUUGUGUCCGAGGAGGUCUUGGAAUUGGCACACAAACGAGCCAUCUUAGAGAUCCCUAUGACUACCUCAGGCUAUGUGAGCAACCUAUUCUUAGUUGCCAAGAAAGUGGGCGGCGUCCGCCCAGUGAUCAACUUGAAACAACUCAACACUUAUGUUGCCUACAAUCAUUUCAAAAUGGAAGGCAUACACUGCCUCAGAGAUCUCCUCCAACCGUCGGACUGGAUGGUCAAGUUAGACCUACAGGACGCCUAUUUCACAAUACCGAUUGCACGACACCACCAAGACUUCCUACAAUUCAUAUGGCAAGGAAGGAAAUGGAGAUUCACCUGUCUCCCAUUCGGACUAUCCUCAGCCCUGUGGUGCUUCACCAAACUCAUGAAGCCCAUGAUGGCUCUACUACUAAGUCGAGGGGUUCGUCUCAUAAUCUACUUAGACGACAUCCUCAUCAUGGGUCAGUCCACCCAAAUUACCGAGACCCAUCUUACUUGGACUCAGACUCUAUUGCAGAAUUUAGGUUUCCUCAUCAAUUGGAAAAAAUCCAUCCUAACUACCACUCAGCACAUAGAGUUUUUGGGUCUCAUCAUGGACUUUACACUACAGACCCUACAUUUACCGGCGACAAAAUUAACCAACAUAAAGAAGGAGAUCAGACGCACUCUGGCGACCUCACAGAUCUCCCUAAAACAAUUGGCGAGAGUGAUAGGCCUCUUGGCGGCCUCCAUACAAGCCAUCUUCCCGGGCCCUCUACACUAUCGAGCGCUACAGCGCCUACAUGCCUCCCAUUUGAGAGACGGGACCUCAUACACGGACAUGAUCAUUCUGAACACCGAAGCGAAAACAGAACUCAAAUGGUGGCUCUCCCAUAUGGAGGCCUGGAAUGGCCGAGCCAUUUUCGGCACCGCACCAGACAUAAUAAUAGAAUCCGAUGCGAGCUUGCACGGUUGGGGUGCACGCUGUGGAACUGUAUCUACAGGUGGCAGAUGGUCCGAAGUGGAAUCAUCACUUCACAUCAAUUGCCUGGAACUCCUGGCCGGAUCCUUUGCAAUCCGCAGUUUUUCUCCAACUCAAGCCCGAUGUGCCAUCCUUCUGAAAAUGGACAAUAUAUCGGCAGUCCGUUAUAUAAAUCACUUGGGAGGCACGAAAUCGAAGGUCCUGGCGAAUUUGGCACGGGACUUUUGGCAAUUUUGCCUGGCACAGGGCAUUUCGGUCACAGCGGAGUAUAUCCCAGGCCUCUGCAAAACAACGGUGGACUGGUACUCACGACACCUCAGGGACUCCAGCGACUGGCACCUGGAACCCAGAGUCUUCCAAGACAUCCAGUCCCUGUGGGGCCCUCUGGACAAGGACUUGUUCGGUUCCCGUUUGAAUACACAACUUCCCAGAUUUUUCAGUUGGAAACCGGACCCAGCAGCACUGGCAACAGAUGCCUUUACCCAAGACUAGUCCUCCACAAAGAACUACGCUUUUCCUCCCUUUGCAUUGAUUCCCCACUGGCUACUGCAACUACGGCAACAGACAGGAACUGUAGUGAUCGUGGCACCAUUAUGGCCGUCCCAACCAUGGUUUCCUUCCCUGUUAGAGAUGGCGAUAGACAUACCCCGCAUCCUCCCACGCUUUGACUAUCUGCUUGGGACCCGGAUGGGUCCCCCCAUCCCCUGUUUCAACAAGGUUUACUACACCACACAAAGCAGCCGACUGGUCCUCAGAAUCUACCUUCCGGGAUUUUUACUUUAAGCCCAUACACCAUUUCGCAGGAACGGUAGUCUCUCAGCUUUAAACCAGCAUAAUAGGAGCCUCCGUGUCUUAAUAAAAUUCAAGGAUUUUACUAUUACCAUGACGUAAAGUCAUGAUUUUAUUAAUGACACAGAGGCGAGUAUUAUCCCUCCUUCCCACCCGAUGACUGUGGAAAGGUUGAUGGAAAUUGGGUAAGUUGACCCACGGUAAGUCUUUCAAACAUGUAUUUCUACUCCUGUUAUACUCGCUCGAAAUUAAGUUAUCUUCUGUGAUUUGAACCAGAUAAGCCCCUAGUUCUGAUAAUCUCAUACUUAUAUGGUCACCCAAUUUAUAGGUUAAACAACAAUAUUCCCUUUGGCAAGAACACUGACCAAAUCCUAUCUCGGAUAUCAAUGAUUUAUGCGUACAUCCAGUAUUCUGCUAAGGUAUUACCAUAUUUUUCCUCUCUUACAGUCUAAUCUAUCUCACAUCGAGUGGGACAUUCCCUUUGUAAUGGGUUCCAUGUUUGGUUGGAUAAUUUUACUUAUUCGGGACCACAAAUAAAGAGGAAAAGGAUUGUUUGCCAGAGCCUAUUAUGCUGGAGGAGUGGAACCUGAUUGGCUGUUCCUGUUGCUGGGAAGAAUACACCUCAGACUAUUAAUGUUAUUACUGGUUAUGUUUAUAAAAAGUUUUUUAUUUGCUGCUGAGGGAAAUAAAGAAAGAGUGCGGCGUAAUAGGAGCCUCCGUGUCAUUAAUAAAAUCAUGACUUUACGUCAUGGUAAUAGUAAAAUCCUUGAAUUAAAAACAAUUUCAUUAAAACUUGUGAAAAAACCAGUGAUGUCCCUCUCCUUGCACUUUGGACAGCAUAUUAGUUAGCGUGUCUCUAUUCCAAAGGCGACAGGCUUGUUUCGCUCUUUAUGUUUGAUGGCCAAGGGCUGAGCAGACCCUGAAGAUCUCCCAUGUGGGAAACGCCAUCAUCUUUUUAGUCAUGUGCUGAUCCUUCAUCAGAGAGCAGCUCUCGUCACUGCUGUAAUCUCAAACACAGAAAUGAAGCCACUGUCCAAACCAGAGUGCAGGACUUCAGCUCCACUUACAGCCAGUAGCAGUACAACGGAACAAAACGCACUGCACAAGCCUUUAGUACAAAGAUCCUUUAUUUAACCCCCUAAGGACCAAGCUUAAGUUUGCUCAUCUUUUUUCUUGAAGGGUUAUUGCAACCACCAUGACCACUUAAAGUGUUUGUGGUAGUAGGAGUCUGGACGUGCAAUAUUUCCGCUUGAAUCACUGCACAUCCACAAAUAUUCACACUUGUUUGCUGGGCACUAGUUACACCUCUGGCACAUGUUGUGACUUUGGCAGCCGGGAACUAUGUUGGUAAUAGACGUAAUUAGCUUCUCCCUUUUUUAAAGGACAAAAAGGGCUUUAAUAUGGUGAAGUAGUUUUGGUGUAUAGAUCAUGCCUCUGCAGUCUUACUGCCAUUUAGGAGUUACAUCAUUUUGUUUAUGUUGCCCCUAGUCACACCUCCCUGCACGCAGGGCUGGAUUUUGCCACAAGGCCAUGGAAUUGGGGUGGCAGGCAGGUGAGGGGCAGCAUGGCCAGUGGGGAGAUCAAAAAUCUCUCUCACCGGCAAGCCCAUUCUCUCCCUCACCUGUAUUUCUUCACCUGAAGCUCUCCCUCGCCAUUACUGCGGCAACCCUCGGACACAUCAAGACUGCAGUUCAUGAUCUAUACACUAAAACUGCUUCAUUAAGCUAAAGUUGUUUUGGUGACUAUAGUGGUCCCUUUAAAUCAAACAAAACAACUACCUGAUCAUAACUAUUACCUAUAAACUAUAAACAAUGUUUUUUUUUCUUUCAUUUUUUUCUUCGAUUAGUUUUUUUUGAGUUAGCCCAAAAUAAUUCCUAAUAUCACCCAUUACGUGGUACAUCAAACAAAAAAAAAUAAUAAUAAUACAAGACACCAUACUCGAUCUAACACAAAAUUAGUGAAUGAUUUAUUUCUUAAUGGAGGCUAAAUGGUGGGAACUCCAAUAUGUUCUCAUUCAGGGACUGUCACUGUGGUUUGAUGUGUAAGGACUGUCUGUAGAGUGAUCUGUGAGGACUGUUUCUGUGGUUUGAUGUGUGAGGACUGUCUGUAGGGUGAUCUGUGAGGACUGUUUCUGUGGUUUGAUGUGUGAGGACUGUCUGUAGAGUGAUCUGUGAGGACUGUUUCUGUGGUUUGAUCUGUGAGGACUGUCUGUAGAGUGAUCUGUGAGGACUGUUUCUGUGGUUUGAUGUGUGAGGACUGUCUGUAGAGUGAUCUGUGAGGACUGUUUCUGUGGUUUGAUGUUUGAGGACUGUCUGUAGAGUGAUCUGUGAGGACUGUUUCUGUGGUUUGAUCUGUGAGGACUGUCUGUAGAGUGAUCUGUGAGGACUGUUUCUGUGGUUUGAUGUGUGAGGACUGUCUGUAGAGUGAUCUGUGAGGGCUGUUUCUGUGGUUUGAUCUGUGAGGACUGUCUGUAGAGUGAUCUGUGAGGACUGUUUCUGUGGUUUGAUGUGUGAGAACUGUCUGUAGAGUGAUCUGUGAGGACUGUUUCUGUGGUUUGAUGUGUGAGGACUGUCUGUAGAGUGAUCUGUGAAGACUGUCUCUGUGGUUUGAUCAGUGAGGACUGUCUGUAGAGUGAACAGUGAGGACUGUUUCUGUGGUUUGAUGUGUGAGGACUGUCUGUAGAGUGAUCUGUGAGGACUGUCUCUGUGGUUUGAUCAGUGAGGACUGUCUGUAGAGUGAUCUGUGAGGACUGUUUCUGUGGUUUGAUGUGUGAGGACUGUCUGUAGAGUGAUCUGUGAGGGCUGUUUCUGUGGUUUGAUGUGUGAGGACUGUCUGUAGAGUGAUCUGUGAGGGCUGUUUCUGUGGUGUGAUGUGUGAGGACUGUCUGUAGAGUGAUGUGUGAGGGCUGUUUCUGUGGUUUGAUGUGUGAGGACUGUCUGUAGAGUGAUCUGUGAGGACUGUUUCUGUGGUUUGAUGUGUGAGGACUGUCUGUAGAGUGAUCUGUGAGGGCUGUUUCUGUGGUUUGAUCUGUGAGGACUGUCUGUAGAGUGAUCUGUGAGGACUGUUUCUGUGGUUUGAUGUGUGAGGACUGUCUGUAGAGUGAUCUGUGAGGACUGUCACUGUGGUUUGAUGUGUGAGGACUGUCUGUAGAGUGAUCUGUGAGGACUGUUUCUGUGGUUUGAUGUGUUAGGACUGUCUGUAGAGUGAUCUGUGAGGGCUGUUUCUGUGGUUUGAUGUGUGAGGACUGUCUGUAGAGUGAUCUGUGAGGACUGUUUCUGUGGUUUGAUGUGUGAGGACUGUCUGUAGAGUGAUCUGUGAGGACUGUUUCUGUGGUUUGAUGUGUGAGGACUGUCUGUAGAGUGAUCUGUGAGGGCUGUUUCUGUGGUUUGAUGUGUGAGGACUGUCUGUAGCGUGAUCUGUGAGGACUGUUUCUGUGGUUUGAUGUGUGAGGACUGUCUGUAGAGUGAUCUGUGAGGACUGUCACUGUGGUUUGAUGUGUGAGGACUGUCUGUAGAGUGAUCUGUGAGGACUGUCUCUGUGGUUUGAUGUGUGAGGACUGUCUGUAGAGUGAUCUGUGAGGACUGUUUCUGUGGUUUGAUGUGUUAGGACUGUCUGUAGAGUGAUCUGUGAAGGCUGUUUCUGUGGUUUGAUCUGUGAGGACUGUCUGUAGAGUGAUCUGUGAGGACUGUCUCUGUGGUUUGCUCUAUGAGGACUGUCUCUGUGGAGUGAUCUAUGAGGACUGUCUCUGUAGUUGAUAUGUGAUGACUGUCUCUGUAGAGCUAUGAAUGAGGACUGUCUUUAUGGAGUGUUCAGUUAGGAAUGUCUCUGUGGUUAAUCUAUGUGGACUGUCUCUGUGGAGUGAGAGGACUGUCUGUGGUUGAUCUUUGAGGACUGCCUCUGUGGUUUGAUCUGUGGAGAUUGUAUCUGUGGUUUGAUCUGUAAGGACUGUCUCUAUGGGCUGAUCUGUGAGGACUGUCUCUGAAGUGAAAGGACUGUCUUGAUGUGUGAGGACUGUUUCUGUGGUUUGAUCUUUGAGGACUGUCUCUGUAAGGACUGUCUCUGUGGUUGAUCUGUGAUGACUGUCUCUGUGGUUUGAUCAGUGUGUGAGGACUGUCUCUCUAGAGUGAUCAAUGAGGACUGUCUCUUGAGUGCUCUAUGAGUACUGUCUCUAUGGUUUGAGCAGUGAGGACUGUCUCUGUGAAGUAUACAUUGUGUUUGAUGUCUCUGGGAGGACUGUCUCUGUGAGGACUGUCUCUGGGAGGAUCUUUGAUGUCUCUGUGAGGACUGUCUCAGUGAGGACUGUCUCUGGGAGGAUCUUUGAUGUCUCUGGGAGGACUGUCUCUGGGAGGACUGUCUCUGUUUGGACUGUCUCUGUGAGGACUGUUUCUGUGGUUUGAUGUGUGAGGACUGUCUGUAGAGUGAUCUGUGAGGACUGUCACUGUGGUUUGAUGUGUGAGGACUGUCUGUAGAGUGAUCUGUGAGGACUGUCUCUGUGGUUUGAUGUGUGAGGACUGUCUGUAGAGUGAUCUGUGAGGACUGUUUCUGUGGUUUGAUGUGUUAGGACUGUCUGUAGAGUGAUCUGUGAAGGCUGUUUCUGUGGUUUGAUCUGUGAGGACUGUCUGUAGAGUGAUCUGUGAGGACUGUCUCUGUGGUUUGCUCUAUGAGGACUGUCUCUGUGGAGUGAUCUAUGAGGACUGUCUCUGUAGUUGAUAUGUGAUGACUGUCUCUGUAGAGCUAUGAAUGAGGACUGUCUUUAUGGAGUGUUCAGUUAGGAAUGUCUCUGUGGUUAAUCUAUGUGGACUGUCUCUGUGGAGUGAGAGGACUGUCUGUGGUUGAUCUUUGAGGACUGCCUCUGUGGUUUGAUCUGUGGAGAUUGUAUCUGUGGUUUGAUCUGUAAGGACUGUCUCUAUGGGCUGAUCUGUGAGGACUGUCUCUGAAGUGAAAGGACUGUCUUGAUGUGUGAGGACUGUUUCUGUGGUUUGAUCUUUGAGGACUGUCUCUGUAAGGACUGUCUCUGUGGUUGAUCUGUGAUGACUGUCUCUGUGGUUUGAUCAGUGUGUGAGGACUGUCUCUCUAGAGUGAUCAAUGAGGACUGUCUCUUGAGUGCUCUAUGAGUACUGUCUCUAUGGUUUGAGCAGUGAGGACUGUCUCUGUGAAGUAUACAUUGUGUUUGAUGUCUCUGGGAGGACUGUCUCUGUGAGGACUGUCUCUGGGAGGAUCUUUGAUGUCUCUGUGAGGACUGUCUCAGUGAGGACUGUCUCUGGGAGGAUCUUUGAUGUCUCUGGGAGGACUGUCUCUGGGAGGACUGUCUCUGUUUGGACUGUCUCUGGGAGGACUGUCUCUGGGAGGAUCUUUGAUGUCUCUGGGAGGACUGUCUCUGUGAGGACUGUCUCUGGGAGGAUCUUUGAUGUGUCUGGGAGGACUGUCUCUGUGAGGACUGUCUCUGGGAGGAUCUUUGAUGUCUCUGGGAGGACUGUCUCUGUUUGGACUGUCUCAGUGAGGACUGUCUCUGUGAGGACUGUCUCAGUGAGGACUGUCUCAGUGAGGACUGUCUCUGUUUGGACUGUCUCAGUGAGGACUGUCUCAGUGAGGACUGUCUCUGUUUGGACUGUCUCAGUGAGGACUGUCUCAGUGAGGACUGUCUCUGGGAGGACUGUCUCAGUGAGGACUGUCUCUGUGAGGACUGUCUCAGUGAGGACUGUCUCUGUUUGGACUGUCUCAGUGAGGACUGUCUCUGUUUGGACUGUCUCAGUGAGGACUGUCUCAGUGAGGACUGUCUCAGUGAGGACUGUCUCUGUUUGGACUGUCUCAGUGAGGACUGUCUCAGUGAGGACUGUCUCUGGGAGGACUGUCUCAGGGAGGACUGUCUCAGUGAGGACUGUCUCAGUGAGGACUGUCUCUGUUUGGACUGUCUCUGGGAGGGUCUUGUCUUGGAGGGAAGCGGCCAUUUUGAUUCCUUUUCUUCUGAUCAGAGACAGGGUGCAGUCACCAUGCAGGGGAUGCAAAGGGUAAAGUAUUGUAAAAUGUCUGUUUAUAACUGUCACCUCAUUAAAAUGUUGUUCUUGCAGUUCUUUAUCUUAAUGUCAUUGCCAGUUGAACAAUCAGGUGUAUGGGUUCUGGUUAUUAGCUUGUUUGAUUCAUUACCUGAGAGAGGAGAAAAACACAUGGUGUCUCUCUGUGUGUGAGAUAUCUGUCAGACUGUCUCUGUGUGUGAGAUAUCUGUCAGAGACUGUCUCUCUGUGUGUGAGAUAUCUGUCAGAGACUGUCUCUCUGUGUGUGAGAUAGCUGUCAGACUGUCUCUGUGUGUGAGAUAUCUGUCAGACUGUCUCUCUGUGUGUGAGAUAUCUGUCAGACUGUCAGAUAUCUGUCAGACUGUGUGUGUGAGAUAUCUGUCAGACUGUCUCUGUGUGUGAGAUAUCUGUCAGACUGUCUCUGUGUGUGAGAUAUCUGUCAGACUGUCUCUCUGUGUGUGAGAUAUCUGUCAGACUGUCUCUCUGUGUGUGAGAUAUCUGUCAGACUGUCACUGUGUGUGAGAUAUCUGUCAGACUGUCUCUCUGUGUGUGAGAUAUCUGUCAGACUGUCUCUGUGUGUGAGAUAUCUGUCAGAGACUGUCUCUGUGUGUGAGAUAUUUGUCAGACUGUCUCUCUGUGUGAGAUAUCUGUCAGACUGUCUCUGUGUGUGAGAUCUCUGUGUGUGAGAUAUCUGUCAGAGACUGUCUCUGUGUGUAAGAUAUCUGUCAGAGACUGUCUCUCUGUGUGUGAGAUAGCUGUCAGACUGUCUCUGUGUGUGAGAUAUCUGUCAGACUGUCUCUCUGUGUGUGAGAUAUCUGUCAGACUGUCUCUCUGUGUGUGAGAUAUCUGUCAGACUGUCUCUGUGUGUGAGAUAUCUGUCAGACUGUCUCUCUCUGUGUGUGAGAUAUCUGUCAGACUGUCUCUCUGUGUGUGAGAUAUCUGUCAGACUGUCUCUCUGUGUGUGAGAUAUCUGUCAGACUGUCUCUGUGUGUGAGAUAUCUGUCAGAGACUGUCUCUGUGUGUGAGAUAUUUGUCAGAGACUGUCUCUCUGUGUGAGAUAUCUGUCAGACUGUCUCUGUGUGUGUGCAAUAUCUGUCAGAGACUGUCUCUGUGUGUGAGAUAUCUGUCAGAGACUGUCUCUGUGUAUGAGAUAUCUGUCAGACUGUCACUGUGUAUGAGAUAUCUGUCAGACUGUCUCUCUGUGUGUGAGAUAUCUGUCAGAGACUGUCUCUCUGUGUGUGAGAUAUCUGUCAGAGACUGUUUCAAUGUAUGAGAUAUCUGUCAGAGACUGUCUCUCUGUGUGUGAUAUCUGUCAGAGACUGUCUCACUGUGUGUGAGAUAUGUGUCAGAGACUGUCUCUGUGUAUGAGAUAUCUGUCAGAGACUGUCUCUGUAUGAGAUAUCUGUCAGAGACUGUCUCUGUGGAUGAGAUAUCUGUCAUACUGUCUCUCUGUGUGUGAGAUAUCUGUCAGAGACUGUCUCUGUGUAUGAGAUAUCUGUCAGAGACUGUCUCUGUAUGAGAUAUCUGUCAGAGACUGUCUCUGUGUGUGAGAUAGCUGUCAGACUGUCUCUGUGUGUGUGAGAUAUCUGUCAGACUGUCUCUGUGUGUGAGAUAUCUGUCAGACUGUCUCUCUGUGUGUGAGAUAUCUGUCAGACUGUCUCUGUGUGUGAGAUAUCUGUCAGAGACUGUCUCUGUGUGUGAGAUAUUUGUCAGAGACUGUCUCUCUGUGUGAGAUAUCUGUCAGACUGUCUCUGUGUGUGUGCAAUAUCUGUCAGAGACUCUCUGUGUGUGAGAUAUCUGUCAGAGACUGUCUCUGUGUGUAAGAUAUCUGUCAGAGACUGUCUCUCUGUGUGUGAGAUAGCUGUCAGACUGUCUCUGUGUGUGAGAUAUCUGUCAGACUGUCUCUCUGUGUGUGAGAUAUCUGUCAGACUGUCUCUGUGUGUGAGAUAUCUGUCAGAGACUGUCUCUGUGUGUAAGAUAUCUGUCAGAGACUGUCUCUCUGUGUGUGAGACAGCUGUCAGACUGUCUCUGUGUGUGAGAUAUCUGUCAGACUGUCUCUGUGUGUGAGAUAUCUGUCAGACUGUCUCUGUGUGUGAGAUAUCUGUCAGAGACUGUCUCUGUGUGUGAGAUAUUUGUCAGAGACUGUCUCUCUGUGUGAGAUAUCUGUCAGACUGUCUCUGUGUGUGUGCAAUAUCUGUCAGAGACUGUCUCUGUGUGUGAGAUAUCUGUCAGAGACUGUCUCUGUGUAUGAGAUAUCUGUCAGACUGUCUCUGUGUAUGAGAUAUCUGUCAGACUGUCUCUCUGUGUGUGAGAUAUCUGUCAGAGACUGUCUCUCUGUGUGUGAGAUAUCUGUCAGAGACUGUUUCAAUGUAUGAGAUAUCUGUCAGAGACUGUCUCUCUGUGUGUGAUAUCUGUCAGAGACUGUCUCACUGUGUGUGAGAUAUGUGUCAGAGACUGUCUCUGUGUAUGAGAUAUCUGUCAGAGACUGUCUCUGUGGAUGAGAUAUCUGUCAUACUGUCUCUCUGUGUGUGAGAUAUCUGUCAGAGACUGUCUCUGUGUAUGAGAUAUCUGUCAGAGACUGUCUCUGUAUGAGAUAUCUGUUAGAGACUGUCUCUGUGGAUGAGAUAUCUGUCAUACUGUCUCUCUGUGUGUGAGAUAUCUGUCAGAGACUGUCUGUGUGUGAGAUAUCUGUCAGAGACUGUCUUUGUGUGAGAUAUCUGUCAUACUGUGUCGGUGUGUGAGAUACUGCUUCUGUCAGAAACUGUGGUUAGAGAGCCUGGGGGUGGGAGACUGUCUCUUGCGAGACUGCUGCUGUGAAGUAAUAGCCAUGUGAAGGGGCCCUUGCGAGAGAUGCCACUGUAAGAAACUAAUAAUACUGUGAGAGACUGUCAUUGUAAGAGACUGCAACUGUCAGGAACUAUCAUUGUCAGAGACUGUCAUUGUGAGACAUUAAUACUGUGAGAGACUGUCACUGUCAGAGACUGUCAUUGUGAGAGAGUAAUACUGCGAUAGAUUGUCACUAUAAGCAUUGGAUUCUGAGAGCAUCUUCCUUUCUGAGGAUAGUGGCCAUUUUUAUUCCUUUUAUUUUCAUCAGUAUGCAAAUUCCAGGGGUGUAUAGGAUGAAGUAUUGCAAUAAGUGUAUUUUUAUAGUGUACCCAAUCUUACAAUCCUAUUGCUGAAUGUCCUUGCCAAAUGAACAAUCAGGGUUAUGGGUUCAGGUUAGUAGCACUUGUGUGGUUAAUUAUCUGAGAGAGGAGGUAAAAGUGAGCCUGAGAAUUAAUAAGCAUUAAUUGUGGAGAUAGUGUCAUUGGAAAUUCUCCACAAACUUUUGUCUAAAUGCAGGGAUUGCCAAAAGUCAGCCCUCAUCUGCUCUAUAACAGCUCUUGUGAUGCUUUUCCUACAACAUGUGGGUACAACGAUGGCUCGAUGGGCAAAACAAUGGGGGUUAGUAAGCAGUAUAAUGUGGAUUAUAAAUAAAAAAUCAUUGCAUUUGCUUUCAAGGUUAUGCCAGUUUUAUGUGCAUGCGCCAUGUUCAAAAUAUUAAACUCUUACUCUAUCUUCUAUACAUUGGUGGCUUUUCCCACUUUUUCUGGAGUGCACAAAAAUUAUCCAAACUUAUGCCACUUUUUAUAACUUCAGAUUUUAUGGUCCAAAAUAAGUACUAUUACUUGUGAAAAAUACACAUUCACUGUUUUAAGGAAUUUUGUUUAAAUUUUUUUAUACUUUAAAGGAACACUCUAAGCACCAAAACAACUUUAGCUUAAAGAGACACUAUAGGCACCAAGCACACUCUCAUUGAAUUGGUCUGGGUGCAGUGUCCCUCUUUCCUUAGCCACGCAAUGUAAAACAUUGCAGUCUUAGAGAAACUGCAAUGUUUACAUUUUAGUCUUAACACUGCCUCUAGUGAUUGACUACCAGACAGCCAUUAGAGGCGAUUAUUGUAGUUUCACAAAGUUUGACUCAAUGAAACAACGCUGGACAGUCUCACACUUUUUUUUUUUUGGUAAAUAGCCUUUUAUUGAAGGUUUUCUCAUAUCAAAGAAACAAUAAAAUGCAGCUUUACGUUCAGAGUGUAGAGAAACAGUCUAACAACAACAAAAAAAACCUUUCGAGAUUCGCAGAUCUCUCAAAGUAAGUGAUACUGAUGAGAUACGCAGGUCUCCAAGCAUUUAGAUAUGAAAAAUAUGUCUCAAAUUUUAGUCUACCUGUCCCACCACCGGUGUGUGGCCCUCCAGAAGGAGCCCAUCACAAUGUCACCCGAAUACGUGAACCCUCCCUAGUCCGCUCCCGUGCUUUCCUCCUGGGGGGAACUCGUCUAGCUUAGGUGGCCAGAGUAGACGUAUCCUCUUGGGGCACACCGCUCCCGGCAUGGGUGGGGCGUCGUUAUCCGUCAGUCUCAAGUCCGUCCUGGGUGGCUGGGGUGAGUCGUAGUCCCCUGGGGUCUGGCCCUAAGGGCCUGCAGUCCGAUAAUCCCUACUGCCUGGGUUCCUGUGCGGGUUCUAGCAUUCUCUGUGAGCCCGUGGGGGCUGAGUACCUUGGGGCUGGUCUGUCUCCCCUAGAGCUGUCGUGAAUGAGUCCCCUGCUGUCGUCACUAUCCAAUGAGUCCAUAUGUCCAAAUAUUGUUGUGUCCUGUCUGAGGUCUUCAUGUAAACCUCCUCUGUCGCCCUGAGGACUUCCAUUUGGGCAAACCACGACUGAAGCGUGGGUGCCUCCGUAUUCCUCCAGUGCUGAGGAAUGCUUUGUUUUGCGAUAUUGAGGAUCCGUAUAGUUAGUGAUCGUUUGUAUUUGCCACUAGGUGUAGAUGUGUGGUGUAGGAGCAUCGCCGAGGGGUCAAAGGGUGGUGGCGGGUCCGAGAAUAUCUGCAGCAUUUUAUGUAUGCCUCUCCAAAAGGAUUGUAUUUUCUCACACUCCCACCAUAUGUGUAUGUGUGUCCCUGUCUCUGUGCCACAUCUCCAGCAUUGUGCCGAGUGGUCGGGAUGCAUGUUGUGGAGGACAUCUGGGGUGCGAUACCACUGUGUGAGCAAUUUAUAUGCGGCCUCCUGAUGCCUACUAAAGGCAGCACAAUGGUGCGUUAGAGUGCAUAUUUUGUCCCAUUCCCCUGCGCUAAACUGACGGUGUAAGGCCCUCUCCCACUUCCCCUGAAACCUAGGUGUCUCCACCGGAAUCUGCUGUUGGAGUAAUUUGUAUAGGAUGGAUACCCCGUGUGGGAGUGGUUCCGGUUCAAGGCACAAUUGCUCGAACCCCGUGGGGAUGCGUUGUAAUGCCCCUCCCUGGGGUAAGGUUUGCAGGUAGCUCGUCAACUGCGCAUAAUGGAACUGCUGUAGGAAGGUGGGGGUUCGCCCUCCCAGAAGAUCUGGUAGGGUUUUGCGCCCCGUAGGUGUCUGAACAUGGUGUAGCCUAGGCAGGAGGUCAGGGAUGAUGCCCCUUAGUGCCAGUGGGCCCAAUCCCGGCUGGAACUCCCCAUUGUACGUCAGGGGCAGUAAGGGUGAUGGGUAAGGGGUGAGGCCCGCUCUGUCUGCUAUACCGUACCAUACUUUCAAGGUAGCCCUGACAUAGGUGGGCGCCCUGCCUCCCCUCCCCCUCGGCAACCACGGGGCCAACGCUAUGGGGAUCCCUAGCUCCGCCUCCUCCACUGUUUUCCAUUGUUUGUGUACAUUCUGUUUUGACCACUCCAUUAUCCUAAGUAGGUGGCAUGCUAUAUAGUAAAGGUGGAAGUCCGGCAGCGCCAUCCCUCCCCACUCCUUGGGUUGUGUCAGUUGCUGGAAUUUUAGCCUUGGCUUCGUCCCCCUCCAUAUGUAUUCUCUCAGGGUCCCAUUGAGGGAUCCAAAGUACGUCCUGGGGAUACAUAUGGGUAUUGUCUGCAUCAAAUAUAGCAGCCGUGGUAGGAAAUUCAUUUUCACGACCUGCACCCGGCCGAACCAAGAGAUGUGGGGGUACGCCCAUUCUCCCGUCUCCCUUCUGAAGGUGGACAGCAUCUGGGCAAAAUUGUCUUUAAAGAGAUCUUGUCUGGGGAGCCAAAUGCCCAGGUACCUGAUUUUACUAUCUGCCCAUUGGAACGGGAAGCCCUGACGCAGCAACAUCUCCCGAUGUUGAGGUAUGGAUAUAUUAAGUGUACACGACUUGGCGAAAUUGAUCUUCAUAUUUGAGAUCUCGCCGUAAUCCCUAAGAGCCUUAAUGAUAUUCGGGAGGGAGAUUUCGGGUCUGGAGACAAAAAAGAGAAGGUCAUCGGCAUACGCCGCUACCUUAUGGUGUACCUUGCCUGCAGCUACCCCCGUAAUGUCUGGGUUGCUCCUGAUUGCUUGUAAAAAUGGCUCCAAAGCUAGCACAAACAAGAGCGGGGACAGGGGGCACCCCUGACGGGUGCCGUUUUGGAUUAUAACGUCCUCCGUGAGUGCCCCAUUUACGAUUAUCUGGGCUCUGGGUUAUCGGUAAAUGGCUUCUAUCCAGCCCCUCAUGUGUGUCCCCAUGCCCAGAUGUGAGAGGGCCUGGAACAUAUACGUCCAUCCGACCCGGUCGAAGGCCUUCUCCGCGUCCGUGGAUAGCAGGAGAAGGCCCCUGGCGCCCGCCGACCCCCCAUGGCCUAUCGACAGCGCUCUAAUCGUAUUGUCCCUUGCCUCCCUCCCCAUCACAAACCCCACCUGGUCCGGGUGCACCAGGGUGGGAACAUGUGGUUGCAGACGCGUUGCCAAAAUUUUUGUUAGCAGCUUCAGGUCGCUGUUUAUGAGGGAGAUGUGUCUAUAGUUAUUGCAGAAAUCCCCGUCCUUCCCUUCCUUCAGAAGGAGCACAAUGUGGGCCCUAAGGGACUGCGUGGGUAGAUGGUGCCCCUCUCUGAUCGCGUUAAAAGCGGCCUGCAGUGGAGCGUAUAGAAUCUCCGUGAAGACAUCUCACACUUUGCAUAAGGAUGUCCAGCGUGUGGAAAUAUCCCCAUGGGAAUGCUCUGAGGCAAUGCUUCCCUAUGAUGAAGGCCUAAUGCCUGCCAUGCUUGCGAAUUAGGUCAGUGUAAAAAGGGUUAUUUAACCCUUUAUUUGACACCAGGGAAGGGGAGGCAGGAGGACACUAUAGUGUUAGGAAUACAGUUUCGUAUUCCUAACACUAUAUAUAUAUAUAUAUUUUGUAUUCAUAACACUGUAAUGUUUGGUUAAUGGAGCAUAGAUCAUGCCUUUGCUGGCUCACUGCUCAGUUCUCUGACAUGUAGGAAUUUAAUGGCACUACAGUCACCAUAACAACUUCAUGUAAACAAAGUUGUUAUGGUGCCGGGAGGCCCCCGGGCAUACUUUUACAUUAAGGGGUUAAACUGACCUAGAUUAGUUUGAGUCUCCAGCCCCGAUCUUCAGGUCCUCCAGGUGGUAUACGAAUCUCGGUUUCAGGAAGAGCAGAGUGCCGUCAGUCAGGGCUGCCGGAGCUGGAGGCUCACUUCGAGAACGGUUUAACCUUUUAAGGUAAGAGGAGCCUCCUGGCAUCGUAACGACUUAAUUUAGGUGAAGUUGUUAUGGUGCCUAAACUGUCCUUUUAAAGUGUUACUCCAUGCAUCAUAACUAUUACAGCUCCCAGAAAGGAAGAUUGUUAAAAAAAACUAUUUACCUGUCAAAGAAAAAAGCAACCACUCUGACAGGGGCUGAAAAAUGUGUGAGAACUUAUUUUUGUAAAUGUGUGAGAACUUAUUUUCGGACUCCGACAUCUCUGCCGGCGUGACUGCAUUUAAACUUAGCAGCCAUGCCGUCAGAGAUGUUUUCAACUUACCUGGGGGUCAACAGGCAGCUACCCGGUCUCCCUCCGUUCCAGUCCCUAGCGGGUGCGACGUUCCUGAGAACGCCGGCCGCAGCGGACUAUUAUAAAGAACUUAGCUUCGCCUAUAUCAAAGAUGGCGCCAACAUGCGUGCGGCGUCAUGUCAUAGACGCACAUGCACGUUUUGGGGUCAGAGGUCAGAGACAGCCAAUUACAGACUAAGGAGGGUUAUUUAAACCCAAAUUACCUUUUUGUCAGUGCCCUGUCAUGGUUUCCCUUUGCUGGUUAUCUGAGAGAGUGUUCCUGAUCGUAUUAUUUCUGGUAUUUGACUUUGGCUUAGUUUUUGACUUCCCUGAUUUCUGGUAUCCUUGACUUUUGGCUUUCCCUCAUCGUUGUGUCUCAUUCUGUUUCCCUGACCUCGGCAAGUAUUUUGACUAUUCUUGGGUACAUUAAGUCCGGCCAUUCUAAGAUCCAGUGAGACGUUACCCUUAGUCCUAGGUGUGAUACUAUUUCUGCAUGCUGGAUCAACUAGUAAUCCUGACAGUACAUUUGAAAAUAGAUAUUUGUGAACCAAAACAAUUAACCAAAAUGGAACAGGAAAAAAAAGAGGCACAAUAAUAUAUAUCCCCAUUGUCUCAUGUCAGUCCUGACGGGGGCUUCAUUUUGGCCUCAGGUAGUUUGUAGAAUGCUCUCUGCAGCAUGUAAUGUGACUCUUCAUUGUGUUGUUUUCAGCAGGUUACAUAUUCCCAGGGUUUAUAAAUGUGUAAUUGAAGUGCAUUAUACAGAAGUUAAUAUAAACUCACUUUUGAUGAAAUGCCCCUUUUUUUUUCCUUUUUUUUUUUUAAACCUGUUCUGAAUAAUAAAGUCUGCCUGGUUUGUCCUCUGAAUACUGUGCUGUACACUGUGUCAGUAAACAUACAUACAUAUCUGUCCUAUAAUAAAUAUACACUUUUUCUAGUGCAGAGACUGGGGUAUCCACCAAAGAUAAUCAUUGUUGAUCCCAAUACCAAAUUUUCACAGGGUUUUAAAGAAACUGGAACCAUAGCUGAUUUGGAGAUUGUUUUCCCAGUUUGGCUAUUUUGGUCUAAAAUUUAAAAUUCACUAUAAAUGUAUUUUUUCCCCCCCUCUGCAUAACAACAUAAUAAUAUGUCAAUUAUAAACGUUUAUGGGAAAAUUAGUAAUAUUAUCAUGUUGAUUCAGAAAUAAACUUUACUAAAUUUUCCUGUUGUCUGGACAUUUGGAAAUAACUUUAGUGCAUUUCUGGGGGCGGGUAAUUGUUUUUGCAUUUGUUGGUCAUUGAUAUCAUUAUGCAUUUCAAAUACUGUGAAGAUCAGUAUUCCUAAUGAAAAGGGCUGUGAGCCAGUGAAAACGUUUUAAUGACAUCCGAUAUAUAUUUAAAAUAAGUUGAUUAGUGGAUAUCAGUCUCAUUUUAAGAAAUAACUUUUUUGGUAUAACAAAAUGUUCUGCUUAUAGAAUUGCGGUAUUGCUAAGGGAACCAAGUUUGCACCCAGCAACGCCAGUUUGUCCAUGACUUUCUGGAAAGAAACAUCUGGUUUUUCUCAUCUACGCUAGGCGCAAUACUUCAGGCAGUACAUAGAUGAUAUAUUUUUUAUAUGGAAAGGGAGUGCUGAGAUUUUAGAAUACAUUUUAACUUGUUUAAAUGACAAUGAUUGGGGGAUAGAAUGAAAGGAACACUAUAGUGUUUGGAAUACAAAGCUGUAUUCUUAACACUAUAGUGCCCCUACUCUCCAGCACCCCCUCCCCAUGCAGCAAUGAAAGGGUUCACUAACCUUAUUUCAGUGCCAAGGCCCUCUGCACCGGCUCCGUCUCAGCCUCCUGUGAGGUCAUCGCAAGGAGGAUCCUAAUGCGUGUUCGCGUGCAUUUGGUCUUCUUCAUAGGAAAGCACUGACUCAGUGCUUUUCUAUGGGGAUUUUCAAGGCGUUGGACACUCACGCUCUGCCAGAGGACGUCCAGCAUCAUUUUAUGGAGCUAAACUCAUUGAAACAGCAGGAAGCGCCUCUAGUGGAUGUCUUGUAGAGUCUUAACACUACAAUUUGUGGUUGUUGCACAUUGCUCGGUCUUUGCACAUAAAAAUAUUGAGACAUUGAAUUUAUUUUCUAAAUUAAAUUCACUUACAUUCAUUAAGACACAUUUUUUGUGAGUUUUGUGCAUAUACAGUAUUUUAUAUUUAUGUUAUGCUGGGUCAUUUGAUAAGCACUUUUGCACUUCAAAAACAGCCUGUCAGAGCGAGCACCGGUGCUGGGGCAGCCCGAUCGAGUGCUCCCGGUCUGCCUCUAAUACAGAGGCAGACCGGAGCACCGUUAACCUCGCGAUCGGAGCGAUCUGGGGUUAUCUUUAGUAAAUGACGGAAAUUUUCCAUCAACGGUCCUUAACUGAAGGACAAGGUUGACGGAAAAUUUCCGUCCGCGGUCGGGAAGGGGUUAAUUUUAUUUGUUUUUGCCACUGUAGUUGGAUUUAUGCAGAUUCAAUUGUUUUGAAAAGCAAAUAUUGCAAAUAUUCAAUGCCAUUCUACUUCAAUUGCUCUGUUUGUUCUAUUUCAACCCAUUUACGCUCAUUUGGUUUUCUUUUAUUAGCUAAUUGCUUACUAUAAAAUUUAACACAUUAAUCCAGCUCCGUUGUUUAAUGAUUACCCUGGAUGGCUAAAUCUCCUAUUUUCCUUUCACAACUUCCAUUUUCAUCACAACCAUUUUCUUUAGACUCUUAAAAUUAUCUUUCAUUUUGAGAACUGUUGCAACAGGAAUGAAGUGUGAUAGGGUCAAGGUUUAAGGUACAGCAACAGAAUGAGUCUUGGCCUCAAAUACCCCACUAAAACAAGGCCGGGUUCAUUUCUCCAAUUUGUAACAUUAGUAAUAAAUGCUAAGUAGACCUCUACAGACUCAUCUACAAAAUGGGCCAUAUGGUGGUGAGUUUGUGUUUGUGGGCGGAUAUUUUUCCUAUUAGUGGAUUCUCUCUUGGUAUUCCAGGUGAAAAUAAAUGAUUUGGAUAAAACUAACUUGGAUAAAUUCUAACACAACAGUAAACAUCUUGUAUGUACGUAGUGGGCAUUGGAUAGCAUUCCCCUCAUCCUCCCAUAAAAACCAUAACUUACUCCUUCAAAUAACGACAGACAACUUCUUGGGAAAACAGGCCACAGCAUUUAUUAACAUCACCAAAUACUGUAUAACUCCUUAAACAUAUAACAUAAUAAAUUAACAUAAACACUUUUAUACAGUCAUACAGUAAUCAAGAAAACCGUCCUUGCCAAUCUAACUUCUCCAAGGAUCUCACCUCCCCCCCUCGGCUUAAUAAAACCUCUUCCUUUUCAGGGCUCCCCACCAGCCGGUUUUCCGCUCGGUGGGGCCCAACCAUAAUGCUCCCCACCGGUCGACUUACAACCCAGUGGGGACACGUCCAACCUGGUACCUCCUCCAGGUUCACCAUAAGAGACAGGGGGAGGAUGAGACCCGGCCAUUAUCCCCCUUUUCAUCUAAUCUACCAUCCCUUAUUUGGCAAGGACAUGCCCCGCCUUGCCGUGACAACCACCCGGGCCCAAAGCAGCAAAGGGAGGGUGGGCGGGAAACUUGUUGCUGGCCCGGCUCCUAAGUGGCACUGAGGUCAGUCUGCUUUGUCACCACCCACUUCCUCACAUCUCACACUCCCACACGUAGCACAUAGCCAAUCAUGCACCAUCCAUCCCACACUCAUACAUGUGCCCCUGUCCGCUAAGCUGCGCACUCUCCCUGGGGCCUGUCUCAUUGAUGAAUAAGGCCCCAAGUUAGUUUGUUAGUUGUGACUAUUGUAAUGUAAAGAGAAGUUUCUAGCUCCUCCCCACCUGGCACAGUGUCCCCCAUUCAAACCCUGGGGACUUCUCCCUGCUUUCCCCCACCAGCAGGAUCAAUGCUGGACUCUUCCAACUGCCCUGCACCGACGUCUGUGUGCUGCAGCUGCAUUAUGAGAGGGAGCUCUCCUGCUGCAAUCACUGUCCAGAGUACUCACAGAGGCUCCCUCUGCACCGCGUGAGCUGGAUUAGAGUUGGCGUAUUGGUAGAAUUAGAAGUUGAAUUAUGGGUAAGAAAAGGGUUUAGAUUAUGGGUAGGAUUAUAGGUUGGAUUAAAGGCAAUGUUAGGGGCAGGGAUUGGGUAAAAUAUAUACAUGUAGGAUAUCAAUGUACUAGAGAACAAUAGCAAAAUACAAAUAUGGGGUGGUUCAGGUAGCUGGGACAUGUGUGGUCUGUCAAUUUCCCCAAAAUAUAUUAACAAAUUUGACAUAGGUUUGUUAUAAAAUGGUUAGCUGAAAAGUGUCAAAAUGCUCUUAGUUACAUAGAGUGUGUGAUGUACUUUCUUGUUUUCGUAAUUACACCCUAUUCCAAAUUAUUAUGCAAAUGUUAUUUUUCUCAUUUACCUAAAUAAUUGAUGUAAAUAACAGUCAGCAUAAUUCUCGUGUUAUCAGCUAUUAAGAGUACAAUUCAUAUUUUAUUGAACAGACCUCCUAAUUUUUUUUAAUUUGUAUAAAUUUUUAUUAGUUUUAUCACAAAAUACAUAAAAAUCAUUUCCAUACAACACACUCGACAUAGGUAUUGGUUUGAGACAGGUUACACAUAAAACAUAGAAGAAACCUACAACAGUCUAUCAAACAAUACAUAAAUAUCUUAGUAUGCUAAUAAGCCAAAAUACAGAUAAUAACCUGGGCCCUUCACCCAUCUGACCGGGGGUGUUCUACCCAACUCUCAUCUCCAAUCUCCCCAUUAUCCUAUAUUAGAGGCGUACUCCAACUCCACAUAUUGAUCGUCAUCUACAUCCAUAUCCUGGGGGAAAAAAGGCCCUAUAACAAAUAAACAUCUUCUGUACGGCAGAUAGAAUCACUCUAUAUAAAUAGGAAUGAGGAGAUAUGCCAAAAACUGUAUAAUAGAUAACCCGGGAAGAUGGAAUAAGAUCGUUCAAAAAUCUCAAUACCCGUGUUUAACAAACACACACAUAUCACAUACAUUGUUCCGAGAUUCCAUGGGGAAGUGAGCUGAUGAGGAGAGAACAAACCUCCUAAUGAUAACAGUAUUUUCUUUAAACAUAAAAAACUUUUAAUGCACUGUUCCACAUUAUUACGCACAGUAAGUUUACAACUUUAUAGGUUGUAAAGAACUGAAAAUUGUCAUUUGUUGUGUUUGCAGCAUAUUUACUGAAAUCAAAAGCUAUUUGAAUCAAACUUAUAACAACAUUUUAACUUUUUAAACAUUUUAACAUGUCAUGUUACAUUUUAACAUAGGACCCCUUAUUUGAUAGCAGCUUCACAAGUCUUGCAUCCAUUGAACUUGUGAGUUUUUGGACAGUUUCUGCUUGAAUUUGUUUGCAAGAUGUCAGAAUAGUAUCCCAGAGCUGCUGUUUGGAUGUAAACUGCGUCCCAUCCUCAUAGAGCUUUUGCUUGAGGAUGCUCCAAAGUUUCUCUAUAGGAUUGAGGUCAGGGGAGGAUGCAUAGUUCUUCCUUCUUUACCAGGGAAGAAAGUGGUCAGUCAGAAACUCCACAUACUUUGUAGAGGUCAUCUUUACACCUUUGGGGACCGUAAAUGGGCCGACCAGCUCGCUUCCCAUGAUUCCCUCCGAAAACAUGACUCCACCACCGCAUUGCUGACCUCGCAGCCUUGUUGGAACAGGGUGGCCGUCCACCAACCAUCCACUACUCCAUCCAUCUGGACCAUCCAGGGUUGCACGGCACUCAUCAGUGAACAGGACUGUUUGAAAAUUAGUCUUCGUAUAUUUUUCUGCCCAAUGCAGCCGUUUCUGCUUGUGAGUAUUGGUUAGUGGUGGCCGAAUAGAAGGUUUAUGCACAGUUGCAAGACUCUGGAGGACUCUACACCUUGAUGUCCGUGGGACUCCAGAGGCACCAGCAGCUUCAAAUAUCUGUUUGCUGCUAUGUAAUGGUAUUUUAGCAGUUGCUCUCUUGAUCCGAGAUCUGGCAGAAAUCUUCCUCAAUGUGCCUUUAUCUGCACGAACCUGUCUGUGCUCUGAAUCAGCCACAAAUCUCUUAAUAGUGCGAUGAUCAAGCUUAAGUUUUGUGAAAUAUCUAAUGUUUUCAUACCUCGUCCAAGGCAUUGAACUAUUUCACUCUUUUCGGCAGCAGAUAGAUCCUUUUUCUUCCCCAUAUUGCAUGAAAAUGGUGCUCUGUUUAAUAAUGUGGAACACCCUCCUUUAGUAGUUUUUCCUUAAAUUGGGCUCACCUGGCAAUCUAAUUAUCACAGGUGUCCGAGAUUGUUUUCAGUGAUCAAAAGAGCCCUGAGACACAAUGCCAUCCAUGAGUUAAACUGAAAAACUAAAUAUUUAAUCUUUGUGACACUUAAAUAGAAUUUGCAUAAACAUUUGGAACAGGGUGUAAAGUUGUAAUUUUAGCAUGCCAGGUUUUGCAAAGUUCUAGGUUUAAAACCAUAAUUGACUCAUUACAGUAUUUGUUUUAUAACUUUUAAAAAUUAGUUGAAAUCCUAGACAUUUUGGGCAUUUUAACAAUCAGGAUUAGUUAUUGAUAGGGAUGCACCGAAAAUUUCGGCCGAAAAAAGGGUCACCUGCCGAAAAUAGGGCAGAGUGACUUGUCAGGUCCUCGGUACAUGACUGGUUGCCUGGAGAGAGAGCCAGUACAGUCUGCAGCUCCGCUCGGUGUGAGCUGCGGACUGUGCUGUAUCUCACAAUCUCUGGUUUAUCAGAGCGUUUCCGCGGAUUACCACGGCAACGCUCUGAUUUCUGGAGCUCGCGAGAUACAGCACAGUCUGCAGCUCACACUGGGCGGAGCUGCAGACUGGGGAGACGACCACUGGAACACCAGGGAGAAUGGACACUGGAGAUACAGCACAGUCUGCAGCCAGGACACCAGACUGCCAGGGAAACAAAAAAAAAGAAGGUAUUUUUAACACCCUUCCUCACUGUUACCAGUCACCCCCUCCCUCACUCACCAGUCACCCCUUCCCUCACUCACUGUCACCAGUCACCCCUUCCCUCAGUCACUUUCACCAAUCACCCUCUCCAUCAGUCACCCCCUCCCUCAGUCACUGUCACCAGUCACCCCCUCCCUCUGUCACCACUCACCCCUCCCUCAGUCAUUGUUACUCUGUCACCAGUCACCCCCUCCAUCAGUCACUCUGUCACCCCCUCUCUGUGAAUGUCCCCAGUCAUUCUGUCACCAGUCACCCCGUCACUCUGUCACCCCGUCACUCUGUCACCAGUCACCCUCUUCCUCACUCUGCCACCAGUCACCCCCUUCCUCACUCAGUCACCCCCUCCCUCCCUCUGCUCAUUACCUUCAAAGGGAACCGUCUAUUAAGUGCUCUCUGGGCGGCCGCCGUUCGUAUAUGCGAAUGCCACGUGGAAGAGAAAACUGCGGCCAUCUUGUUUGCACGAAAGGAGGCAGCGGGACUUGGUCGUCGAGUGUCUGCAACUAACAUCAGACACUCGACUUCCCGAACCACCGCUGAAACAUAUGAACACCUGCUUCCUUUUGUUGCCGAACUAGGAGAGCGCCAUUCGGUAGUUUGGUUCAUACGAACACGGGGAGCAAUCGCUCCUAUGAGCCAGGAGGCUCCAUUCGUGCUUUUAUUCGUUUUUAUGCAGUUCUCUGAAUUGACCGGCCGCACACACUGAAUUUGUGGAACUGUUUUGGGCAAGAGCCUCGUGUGCGGUCGGUGAACUAAGACUUCCAUACUUUUUGAGAACCCCUGAACCGAUCUGGAUGAAAUUUGAAUAUGUUGGUUUUCCAGAUCGGAGCUAUCAGGGGACAUGUCAUUUGUGGAGAUACAUUGUGUAUAAUGGGGUGUUCCAAGUUUUGGGGAAAUUGUGUGUCCUCUGCCUUGAGAUAAUUGGGUUAUUCCUUAACUUAUCUCAGAAUCUCCCAGGUAGAGGAAGGGAGGGUUUUACUGUAAAGCUGUAUUAUGAUUGGUUGUUCCUUUUGUUUACUGUGGGAGGUCCUCUUACAGGAGGAUUUCCAUAAAAGCCAGUGUGGCGUCAAUAUCAUUCCUGUUGUACCCUUCAUGAAGUCUAGGCUCAUGCUUGGGGAAUAUUUUAUUUGCUGGGGAGAAUCGUCUUGGAAGCUGCAUUCAUCUACACUAUUCCUCUACACCCUAACUGCAGUUAUAAUCACUUAUGCUCAGCUAUUGGGAAAGGAAUAGACCUCAGUAUCAUAACCACUGAAGGUCUUAACACACACUAUAUAACCUACACACUACAUCCCUUUCCCACACCUCACUAUAUUCCAUACACACACUACAUAAGCUACACACACUACAUCCCUUUCCCACACCUCACUAUAUUCCAUACACACACUACAUAAGCUACACACACUACAUCCCUUUCCCACACCUCACUAUAUUCCAUACACACACUACAUAAGCUACACACACUACAUCCCUUUCCCACACCUCACUAUAUUCCAUACACACACUACAUAAGCUACACACACUACAUCCCUUUCCCACACCUCACUAUAUUCCAUACACACACUACAUAAGCUACACACACUACAUCCCUUUCCCACACCUCACUAUAUUCCAUACACACACUACAUAAGCUACACAAAUCAUUUGGGGGGAAAAGUUGUUUUCGGUCAAGGGCAUCCUUAAGUUUCUGUUUCGAUUUCCGUGCAUCCCUAGUUAUUGAAUUCAUUUUGAGUUAUUUUUAUUUAUUUGCACUUGGUGUGCAGAAAUUAUUGAAUGUAAAACUGAGAAUUUAUUUCCCCAUUUUUUAAUACUUUACCCCUACUUAAUAUUGCGUUAUGUAAAUAUCUAGGGUGUCUUUCAAAGGAAAGCCCCAUUUCUCCUUUUAAAAAUAAUACAUAAAAUGUGUGGAUCCAAACAGGGGGGGGGGAUUGUGUUAGAAUGAACGCAUGGCAGAAAUGCCAAAAAGGCCUUGGUCACAAAUGCAUUGCAGCUCAAAAAAGCCUUCGUCCAGGUUUAGGGGUUAAUUUAUAGGAAGACGGACAUCUACCUUUGUUUUCAAAUGUGGGUUUGUAAUUGCAUAAAUGGGCAUUGUAAUGUUUUGAAUGACUGAAUUUGCAUUUAAAGUAACAUUGCCACAGGUUGUGUAUGAAGUAAAACAUUUUGUUACUUUAUUUCUUACUUUUUGUUAUGCGAAGCAUUAACUUUGGCAAAGGGCAGAGCUUUAAGUGAACAUGUUAAAAAUCCCCCCAAACGCAUUGAAUACAUCAUUUAUAACCCAGGACAUACUUGAAAACGAGAGCUAUCUCAAUGUAUCUUUCCUGGUAAAAUAUUUUAUAAAUAAAUAAAUAACAGAUACAUACAUUUAGUGCAAAAUGUGUAUAUUUGAACUCUGCCACGUCCAUGCCUUCGUGGGUGUUACCUCCAGUCUGCCCAUCCUCCAUUCAUCUGCUGUCUUCUAUUUGCACUGAUUGGGGAUGUUUCUUCAAGUAGUGCAAAACCUUAUCCUUGACUUUGACACGCUGGCUUAACUGACAUCACUGUGGGUUUAUACUCCCCAGCCAGCGGUGUCAUCUAGACAUUUUCAGUAGCAACCACAGCACAUGUGGGAGGUCUCUUCUGCUCCCCUUGUCAGUCAAUUAGCAAGGGUGGGUAGAAUCUCUAAGAUAAGGAAAGAAAAAUGGAUGAAUUUUACAACUACGGAGUCUGAAUUAUUCACCAAAUUGUGAAUUUAAUGUCAUUUUGAAAGUAAUUUAAAGUGAAUUAAAAAUCAAUUGUAAAUACAUGGCAUGGUUCUCGGCAGAGGUAAUGGCGGGUCAAGACCCUUCACAAAUAACAACUUGUUAAACAUUAACAGUUAAAACUAAAGGCACCCUUGAUUAUAAUAGGAGGAUGGGGGGGAGGUGGGGAUGAAGGAGCGAACAGAUACUCAGUUCAUUUAGUUACCUUAGUUUUCCAAUUUUUGUUUAAUUACGCCAAGUUUACUUUACCAUAUUGAAGGAUUCUCUGUCUUACACCUACACACAUUACUAACAGACAAACCCUAACCAGAGUUAACUAAGUUUCAUGAGGUCUGAUGUGACAUAUCAACACGAUAAUGACUGCACAAAUUGAACACUAACUAUCUAGGGGAACUGGAUGUAGACACUGCCUCCUUUUUAUCACAUUGUUUUUCCUCUGCUUUGUAUUACUCCUUUCUUUUUAUGUUUUGUUACCUAAGAAAAGAAAAGGUGACUGUAACAGUAAGCCAUUUGCAAUGUCAACCCUACAACUGCUCAUUAUUCACAAUUUGUGAAGACGUUAUUAGACAUAUUGUAUUACUUUUAUCUGGUAUUCACAAUAAAAACCGCUAUUAAAAAAAUAAGUUUUAGGCCAGUUUAUUUGAACUGAAUAGAUAGCUGAAUUUUUCAAAUUUGGCUAUUUUUUCAUAUUGAAAUUCUGACAAUUCCUAUUUUAUUUAGUAACCGUGGAACACAAAGUAGGGAAUGCUGGGUCACAUUGUAUAUAUUGGAUUUGUGAAAGACUUUUUCAUGCUUCAAUUUAAAAAAAAAGUUUUUUUCUUUGUUUAGACAGACAACAUGGGAUGCUUUUCACUCCUGAAAACCAUGAUGUUCCUUUUCAAUGGCGCAAUAUUUGUAAGUAUAAUAUAAUAUGGGUAAUUAUGUGAACCUGUGAUGGUCCUAGUAAUAUACUGGGCAACAGGGUGAGCCUAGGCAUUAUUUAUGCCUUAAAAACUAGGCCAGAUUUGCUUUUUAAAUCUAAAAUGUUAUAAUGUGGAAAACCGCCUAGAGAUUUAUUUAUUAUCUGUUUCCUUACUGUAGGGCUUAGGCAGUAUCUGUUCUGUGAACCGGGCACCUAGUUUUGGGUAAAGAUUUGAAGAGAUUUUUUCCAAUGUGAAGGCCAAAGGAUAGAUUGGGGUCUAGCAACAUACCUAGAUAUUUAAAAGAGCAGACUGCUGUCAGUGUGCUAUUUGAAUUUGUUGAUUUCGUAGUUUAUGUAAUUUAGGUACAGUUCCAAAGAUCAUUGUAACGGUUUUGUCAGUGUUUAGGAAGAGUUUGUUAUCCGCUAUCCACUUAUCUACCUCUGUGAAUUAGUUUUGUAGCACAGCCUCAAGCUGCGGUAGCUUGGGUUUACUAGCGUAGAUUACAGUGUCGUCUGUAUACAUGUGUACAGUUGAGGAUUUGCAGACGUUAGGCAUUUAUAAAUAAUGUGAAUAGCAGGGGGUCGAGUAUGGAGCCUUGGGGAACACCACACGUGACUGGAAGAGGAAGGGAAGCGCUAUCAGAAAUGGCCACAUAUUGCAAUCGGUCUGAAACAUACGAUCGAAACCAAGUUAGCGGACAAUCACCAAUGACUGAGUUUUUAAGUUUUUGCAAAAGCAUGCCAUGGACUACUGUGUCAAAGGCCUUGGUCUUCCAGAAGGCUACCUGCAAAUGGCAGUGGAACAGGUGAUUGAGCUCUGGGUGCUUUGCUGGACUGGGUAAGUUUAAAAAUCUGGCUGUGGGAGAGAUAUAUAUAUUAGAGUCAUGCAUGUUUGAUUGAAGGGCCAUUUAAGGAAAAAACAAAGAGAAAGAUUGAGAAUUACAGAGGUAUUAAUGAGAUGAGGGACAUGCUAAAUUAAAGGGACACUAUAGUCACCUGAACAUCUUCAGCUUAAUGAAGUUGUUCAGGUGAGAACUAUAGCUCCCUGCAGCCUUUCUCAUGUAAACACUGUAUUUUCCAAGAAAAUACAGUGUUUACAUUAGAACCUAGGAACAACUCCAGUUGCAGUCACUUAGACUGCCACCAGAGGGACUUCCGAGUUCAGAGCUGCCUAAUUCGCAUUCAUCACGUUUGACGUCUUCACACUUGGAUGAAUACAUCAAACGUGAUAACGGGAGACAGGAGGCACUGUGAAUGCGCCUCCUGUUUCCUGUAGUAAUCCGAAGCCUGUCUGCAAUCAGAGUCGACGGUGUGGGAGAUAACGAUCUCCUGCACACAGAGUCGGCUCGAGCUGACAGGCAGGAGGAUGCAGAGAUCUCCUGACUUCAAACAGUAAGUACACUUAUUUUAAAAUUUGAGAGUGAGUGUGAGACAGUGUGAGUAAGAGAGUGAAUGUGAGAGACAGUGUGAGUGUGAGAGAGACAGUGAGUGUGUGACAGUAAGUGUGAAAGAAACAGUGAGUGUGAGAACAGUGGCAUUCAAUUCCUCUCUAUGAAGAACACAAUUGGUGCAGCGCGAAACCGCGCAUGCGCACCAGGUCGCUAUGACGCUUCUCCAAGAGAAGUGUCUGAUUUAGCCCUGCUGCAUCAUCAUUUUGAUGAAAAGGGGGACGCGUUCUGCCGAGGAGCUCGGCGCUGGAACGGAUGUAAGUUUAAAUGAUAGUUACAGAUAGGUAGAGAAAGAUAGAUAGAAAUAGAUAGUGUGUGUGUGUGUGUGUGUUUAACAAUAUUUAUUUAAAAUUUGAAUGUUUUUAUACAAACACUAUAUAUAGAGAUAUCUCUAUACAUAGUGUUUCUAUGUAAACACACAAAGUUUGUGCUGGAGGAGGGCGGGCAUAGACAGCGAGCUGAACUGUCAGUCAGCUCAGUUCGAGGACGUGCAUAUCGCGCAGUAGAUCGCUCAGUGUUCAUUCAUAGGGCGGCAUUCAAUGCUGCUCUAUGAAGACCGCGAUUGGUGCAGCGCAAAGCCGCGCAUGUGCACCAGGUCGCUAUGACUGAGCCCUGCUGCAUCGUCAUUUUGAUGAAAAAGGGGGCGUGGCUUGCUGAGGAGCUCGGCGCUGGAAUGGAGGGAGGUAAGUUUACAUGAGAAAAAGUGCUCCGAAUUUAUUUUUAUUUUUUUUAAAUGGGAAGUUAAUAUAAAAACAAGAAAAAUGGCUAGGGGACCUGUCUUUCUUGCUUUUAUAUGUUGACUAUAGUGAUCCUUUAACCCCUUAAGGACACAUGACAUGUGUGACAUGUCAUGUUUCCCUUUUAUUCCAGAAGUUUGGUCCUUAAGGGGUUAGAAUCCUGUUUUUAAAGGACCACUCUAGGCACCCAGACCACUUCAGCUUAAUGAAGUGGUCUGGGUGCCAGGUCCUUCUAGGGUUAACCCAUUUUUUCAUAAUUAUAGCAGUUUCAUAGAAACUGCUAUAAUUAUGAAUGGGUUAAGCCUUCCCCCUAAUCCUCUAGUGGCUGUCUCAUUGACAGCCACUGGAGGCGCUUGCGUGCUUCUCACUGUGAAAAUUACAGUGAGAGCACGCCAGCGUCCAUAGGAAAGCAUUGUAAAUGCUUUCCUAUGAGACCGGCUGAAUGCGCGCGCAGCUCUUGCCGCGCGUGCGCAUUCAGCCGGCGGGGCGUAACGGAGGCGGAGAGGAGGAGGAGAGCUCUCCGCCCAGCGCUGGAAAAAGGUAAGUUUUUACCCCUUUCCCCUUCCAGAGCCGGGCGGGAGGGGGUCCCUGAGGGUGGGGGCACCCUCAGGGCACUAUAGUGCCAGGAAAACGAGUAUGUUUUCCUGGCACUAUAGUGGUCCUUUAAUGGGUGUUGAAAUUUAUAGACAAUAUAAGCAAUGCUAGAAUUACAUUGAUUGCCUGUAAUAAGAAAAUGUAAAUAUAUGAAUGACUGUGCUGUUUGCUGUAAUGCAUACUUUGCAUGACAUUUAUAACAAACAUAGGCAUAUUUCCUAAACGAAUAUCAGUUUGUCUAAAAUAAAAUUGUCUAAAUGGGCUCUUUAAUGUUUUAAAUUAUUGGAUGUACAUUUAAAGGGAGACUAUAGGCACCAAUACAACGUAACGUUUGUGAAGCAGAUUGGUUUUGGUUUACAGAUCAUGCCCCUGCAGUCUCACAGCUCAAUUUUCUACCAGUAAGAGUUAAAUCACUGUACAGCCUCUAGACUCUAUACAGCCGUAGUAACAUCGCCCUGCAUAUGGCUUGCACAGCCAUCCUAAACACUUCCUAUAAAGAGAGAUAUAAUGUUUAAAGGGAUCCUAUAGGGCCAGGAAAACAAACCUAUUUUCCUGGCACUAUAGGCUCUUGGAGUGCCCCCUCCCUCAGCGCUGAAGGAGUUAAAACCCCUUUAGCCACUUACUUUAAUACACCGCUCCCUCAGCGCUGGUGACCUCUCUUCCUCCAUCGACGUCAGCUCCUGAGUGUAGCCGAAUGCGUGGCCAGAAACAAAUUCUAUGAAACCAGCAUUACUUCACUGAGCCAUCUCACCAUACCCCCUCCUGGAUCACUGUGCCCUGUGCGCUGACAUACCCAUCCUAACAGCCUCCCAGGCAGCGCUAAACCGAAAGGAAUGCCACAAUAUUCCUUGCUGACAAUUCCAAGAACCAUUUUACGCGAGUGAAAAACCCAAAGAAUUGGGAGUGGGAAAGAAAAGAUCCCAUCCGCAUAACUCCAAGAGGACCCGUGCAUAACGGGCGCAGCCCACAGUGCACCUGAAAGGAAAAAUUACAACAGCCGACCCCCUAUACCCUUCCCAAAAACAUCCGACCAUGAUUGUCAAAAACUCAUAGUGAUAUGAUCCACAAGGCGCCGAAUGGUGGCAAACAAUAUCCAACCACCGCCUGGCCUACUAUGAAUCACCAAUUCCCCAAUGUACAUGGCCCCAACGAAUUCCAGGGAAUAGGCAAAUGCAAAGAGACAGGCCUCAAAAUAGGUUACCCGACCAGAGGGGGAACCCCACCCAGUCUUGUCAGGAGCAUAGCGUCCAGGUGACCUUGGAAACCGAUCCACGGACCCAUUCCAUCACUCUGCCUUACCGAACGACCAGAUGUCUGCCGGAGAAGGCGUCCCCACCAGAUUCCUCUGAGGGGCAACCCCCCAAAACUUCGACCACCGAGAACGAGAGAGAGCAUCCACCAUAACAUUGUGAACUCCCGGUAUACGCUCUGCCCUACAAUACACCUUGAGACACAAACGUCGAAGUACCGACCGCCUAAGCAAGCGAACCACCGAAGAGGAAGAGGCCGGCAGCCGAUUAAUGGCCGGCACAACCCCCAAAUUGUCGCAGUGAAAACACCCUUCAAUCCUGAAAAAACAUAACCCCCAGACCUCCACCACCACCAAAAUGGGGAAAAGCUCCAAAAAGGCCAGAUUGUAUGUGAGCCCAGAGACACACCCACUAUGAGGCCACACGGCAGCACACCAACUAGAGCCCAAAAUGCCCCCAAACCUCACCGAACCAGCCGUGUCCGGAAAGAGGUGGAGGUCGGCGUUAGAAACCUCCGGCAUUGCAACCCAUAGGAUCAGCCAUUAGAUGCAGUCAAGAAGGAGUCCCAAACCGCCAAAUGAGUGAGCCGAAUGAAAUGGCAAGCCCGGAGACCCCGGCCAUCGCCGGUUAAAGACCUGCCCCACGGUCAGGAUCCCACAGGCAAAAUUCCGCUUACCCAGGAGAGAUUGCAGGCAGCGCAGCUGAACUUAGCGCCGCCCCCCCUGGCCAAGGCCACCUCGCGCCGGAAGCCUUGAAUCUUAUCCUGAGGCAAGCGGCAUUCCCCCGCCAAAGAGUCAAUCUCCAUGCCCAGAACGUGGAGACAGGUGUCCGGGCCCACCGUCUUGCAGUGUGCCAACAGAACCCCGAACCGAUGGAACUCCUCAACCAAAAACCCACCGCAGUAUCGCAUAGUUUGGCGAAUCGUCAGAACCCACGCAAAGGAAAUCAACAAAGCAGUGCAGCAAAGAGCCAGUCCCUGCCACCUUCCUCACCACCCAGUCCCAGAACGUGCUGAAGCAUUCAAAGAAAAAUCAGGACAUGGAACACCCAUCGGGAGGCACACAUCCACGCCAUACCUGUCCUCAAACGCACCCAUAAGAUGGUGACAGUCCGGGUGCACUGGCAGCAAACGGAAAGCCAAUUCCACUUCAGCCAUGGCCAACAAAGCCCCGCCCGGGCCCGUGGCCCCCACCAUGUCAGCCGCCGCAUCAAAGGAUGCAGAAGACAUCAAGCAGAGUACCAAAAGGAUGUCAUCACUCCGGUAGUGGAGGGUUCUUAAAGGGACCACCCACGCGACCCAGAGAUACUUCGUUGCCCAGAUUCUCUAGCCAUCUGAGGGGACUUCCGAACCGAGCGAAGGCUUCCAACCCACCGGGAAGGGGGAGGUGGGGGGCAACCACAAACCAUGCACAAACACGCCUAACAGGAUGUCAGCAGCCCGUCGAUUCCUAUAGCGGGUGAGCCAAGGGCGCCAAUUUACCACCCGCUCCAUGCAGCGGGAGAUGGGAUUGGCUCCCCCACAGGUGGACUCUUUCGCAUCCUCCUCCACGCCUGGAGGAGCCUCAUCCAUGGGAGCGAGGGGGGGAUAAAACUGCCACAAAUCCCCUCCUCCGCAAGCGCAAGCCCAAAAUUUGUUUUUUGUAUUUUAAUAUAUUUAUUUUGGUUUUGGGGGAUCUCUGGUACUAGUACUUCUCCUAACCUGACCAACACAUAUAGGCGGACUCACGCGCCACGUUAGAAACACCUAAGGCUGGAGACACCUCUGCCACAGCAGGCGCCGCGGCACCUGACACCAAGGCAGAGAUGCCAUGGACACUCAGGAAGCCAGUAUCAAUGACCGGGACUUCAAAACAAACAGCCUUGAACCCAACACUGGAUCAGAGAAUGGUUGUCGCCCGGUCAAACUUCUCCUAAUGAUUGCUCGGGCUAGACACUUCCGAUCUAGGCACCGUUUGGACAGUUUUACUCCACAUGUCCAGAGCUUUCCAGUGAUGUCUGCUGCAUGGGGAUAACCCGGGGAAAAUGUGUUAAUUUGGGGAUACUGUUGUAAGGCACCCUGGUGUCUGGUAGUUUAUUUAGUUAUCUAGUUGUGAUUUAGUUAUCUCCCACUCACAAAGGCGCCGGGGGUAGAGAAUGUAUUGUGUGUGUCCCUGUUGGGAAAAUGUGUAUGAUCUUGUGUGAAUCUUGUGGGAAUGUGUGUAUGAUGACCCCCUGUUGGGAAUAUGCGUGUAAACUGGCCUGUUGCUGAAUAAAAGUUAUUCAUACUUUACUCUUCAAGUUCCUACUGGUGUUUGAGAUUUUAGCUAUAAUCACUCUAAACCUCAUGUAUCCUGUAUCCACAGGAGAAUUUAGUCACAUAAGAAGACACAGGCACUAAGCACUGUGGCAUAUAUGUAUGGUGGCAAUGAAGGAAAUGAAUCUGUCUUGUCUGGGAUUUUAAUGUGAGGAAGUUUUACAUUUUGUGGUAGUUGGUCAGUUAGACAGGUAUCUGGGCAGAAAUGAUGACACAGCUGUUUCUGGGGGGUGGAGCUGGCCUUGGAUUGGUUAAAGGUUUCAAGCAGUAAAAGAGCGGGAAACUGGGACAGUAUAAAAAGCUGCAGUGCGAGAGCAAUCCUGUUAGAGUGGACUAAAGAGUAAACUUCCCCUUAAUUGUAUUGUUGUGGUGUUAUGAAGCAUUAGGGGAAAAGUCAUCCUCAGGGUCAAGUUCUGAGGAAGAAUAUGGUGGUAAAUGGUUUUAAAUAAAAGGCGGUCAGGUUAGUUAUGACUGACUGGCUAUUUGGUGGUUAAUAAAGUUAAAAGUUUGGAAAGGUUUAUGGUUAUGAAAUUAUGGUUUUAAGCCACUUGAGCUUUGAAUAAACACCACGGCCAGUGGCGGAACUACUGCGGUCUCGGGAUUUGCAGCUGUGUUGCGGCCCCGGUGUAUAUAUGUGUGUGUGUGUAUGUCUGUCUUUGUGUCUGUAUAUGUGUGUUUGUAUGAUGUCUGUCUCUGUGUGUGUGUGUUUGUAUGUGUGUGUCAGUAUGUAUGUGUGCCUAUAUGUGUGUGUAUCUAUGUGUGUGUCUGCAUGCGUGGGGAGGCAACUUAUGGGAGGGUUGACAUAUGGGGGGGGGCCCAGGACAAUUUUCGCACCGGGGUCCAGUGGUUUCUAGUUAUGGCCAAGCCCAUUGAAAAGUAAUUAAAUGUUGUCUGUGGUUAUUGUGUGGUCUAAUUUUAUUUAUACAAAUAUUGACUACCAUACAUAUAAAUCAGUGUGAAAAUAUGGCAUUUAGUGAAUAGACCCUAAAUUGAUUACUUGCAUGUGUAAAACAAUAUAUGAGAAAUAAAAAAUUUGAAUAUGAAUGUAUGAAACCGAGCAAGCAGUGAGAGUGAAGUAGAAUGUGUGACGAGAAGACAGAUAUUGCAGUCACAGAGCUCUAUAAUUCUCUUCCCUUCUCUGCAGUUGGGGGGUGCAGUGAUUUUGGCCAUUGGUAUCUGGGUGAAGGUGGAUGGAGGAUCCUUUCUUAAAAUCCUGGUAACGGCAGCACCUCAGCUCCUGCAGGUAGUGAAUGUGGGAUAUCUGUGCAUUGCUAUUGGAGCAUUCCUCGUACUCAUGGGAUUUCUGGGCUGCUACGGAGCUAUGAAAGAAAGUCGAUGCAUGCUAAUGAUAGUGAGUGUCACCUAUAGUAUGUAUUUAUAUUAGACUGAACAAAAUUAUAAAUACAACACGUUUUUUCCCCCAUUUUUCAUGAGCUGAACUCAAGGUUCUAGGGCUUUUUUCUAUGUACUCAAAAGGCCUAAUUCUCUCAAUUAUUGUUCUCAAAUCUGUCUAAAUCUGUGUUAGUGAAAAGAAGUGUUUGAAAUGUGUCAUAUGUCUUUAGUUAAACUGUUUAUUGUCAGGGACUCAAAUUGAAUUUUGAUCUAAAAUAGCCACAUUGCAAAAAAAGUAUGCAAUGUUUUCAGUGUGGCUGUGUUGGCCUGCAAUUUUAGAUUCAUGGUGAAUAACCUACAUAUAACAAUUUAUUGAAUAACCUUGUCCUGCUUGUUCAGUAAAGAGGAUUAUUACCCAAACUCUAAAUUAUAGGAAAUGGAUAUCCAAAUGACAAAAUUUAAACAGAAAAGUUGUGGAGAUCUUUAACAAAUCACUUUUUUUGGACUACAUUUUGCCAUUUGGCUUACAAAUCAGAGUUUCAGAUUUUUGAAAUAUACUGUACUUCAGUAGUCUGACAAUUUACAUAUUAUUAUUAAAAAACAAACCAACAUACUUUUGGCAAUGAUUUUGCCUGCACAGUAUGUAGCUUAGAUGUAAACUUGUUACACGGUCACGUGUUUUGUGGGUGGCAGGUUAACACUCCAAGCACCAAAACAACUUAAUCUAAAUGAAGUUGAUAUGUUGCCAGGAGGCCCCUGGAGGCACUCCUACCUCAAGAGGUUAAACUGUUCUCAUAUAGACUCCUACCCCUGUGACCACUUCAAAUCACUGAAGUGGUCAUGGCUGUUGAAGUCUGUGUAUGCAGGCUCCAAAGAGUCUCUUUAAUGUAGAGGGAAUUAACUUUGGGGUAAGUAAGCAUUGCCAUUUAAUUUAUGUAGUGGGCAAUCUACACGUCACUUGGCACUUAAUUUGGUGAUUGGCUAUGGGCAUUAUGUUGCUUGGGGCUAAGCCUGUGUUUACAAAGAAGCAACUGGGCAUGUACAAGUGUGCACACCUGUUGAGUUAAAUAUAACUUCACUCUAACUCACGUUCUGUUUGGGAAUAGGAUGGAGUCUAGAACUAUUAUCUUUUGCUAAGUACAAUAGUCGUUAGACUACAGGACUGGAGGAUUCACUGUGCCUCUUCUUCCACACGUCCCAAUAAAAGGCCACCAUUUCUCUCCUGGGAGCUGGGAUCAGGGUAAGAGAUUGUGAAGAGUCAUAUUAAUGUGUUUCCAAAAAUAAUUUAGGAAUGAACUUUUGAGCUAAUCUGCCUAAAUGUUAGACCAAUUCUGAUCAUUUUCUACAGGGCAUAGAUGGUUUAAUUAGGAACUAAUCUGGAUCAGUUUAGAAUUUUAUCUUCUAAAUUUGGAUAGCAUUUCAUUCAUUGAAUUUCAAAUAAAAUGUUAGCCUACUGUAAAUAACCAUAAAUUAUGUUACAAUGGCGACAAUCAAGUAAUUGCCACAAACUAAGACGGGUUUGGAGGUCUGUUCUGGGUUGUAAAGUGUAUGACAUUUUUAUUAUCUGUUUUGGGCAUCUUAUAAUCAUUACUUCAAAGGGAUAGUGUAAACACCAUAGCAACUAUAGCCUGCUGUAAUGGUUAUGGGGACAGGAGUCUCCUGGUGCUGUCCUAUGGUAUGCAGUCAAGCAGUUUUCUAACAGUCUGAUGCUUACUUAGAUCACCCCAGUGAGCUGACACUCUAAGUCAAUGAAUUCUGUUUGAACACAAGCAGAGCUAACAUCAUUAAUGUGGAAGUAGGCCAAAAAAUAAAUAAACUGAGACAAGAAUGCAGGUACCUGGAGACCCAGGUAAGAACCAAACUGUUAGAAAUGGUUUGACUAUUUACUGUGGGACAGGGUCAGACCAAGGGACUCCAGGCACCAUAACCACUACAGCCCACUGUAAUAGUCAUGGUGCCUAGACUACACCUUUCAUCUCCGUUGAAACAUGCUGUCAUAGGCAUACAAAAACCUUCACACAAAUGGCACCUUAUUAAUAAAAAAUAUAAAAAAUUUAGGAUUUAAAAAAUGUCUUCUAACACCACAUGUAGAGGUCAUUGUGCUUCGUCUUCCCUGAUCGUAGUUCGCUCUUUCUGACACUCACAUGAUUUGCUAAUGAAUACACACACCUGAUCCUGCUCGUGAACCUGAUACACAUUUAUACUAGGACCUGCUACAGGUAAGAAAGUCGUAUUUGUGGUCUUCAGCAUAUCAACACUGCAGUCUUUACCUUCUGCUUGUGGACCCAGGAUGCAGUCUGCAGGAUGAGAAAAAGCUGAAGUUAGGAGCAUGAAAUAUAGGUUCUAUAUAAAGCUGUAAUACAACAAAUAGGGUGAACGGGACAGAAAAUCAGACAAAAUCCAAAGAGGAAAAUGCUGAAGAAUCUCAGUGUAAGAGACAAUCCUUCAAACACAGUGUUCUGUGUUGAUAAUUGUAAUACUUUUAUAGUUUAGCAUCCUUUGUGGUAUCAAUGCAGGAAUAGUGUAACCAAAACAACAAUUUCCUGCAUACAGAGUAAUACAUAAUACGUGCUAAAUCUAACUAAAUAAAGCAUGAUACAAAAAAAAAAUGGUUAUAUUGGAUGGGUAAGAAUCUGUGUUAGUGAGCACUUCUCCUUUGCCGAGAUAAUCCAUCCACCUCACAGGUGUGGCAUAUUAAGAUGCUGAUUAGACAGCAUGAUUGUUGUACAGGUGUGCUUUAGGCUGGCCACAAUAAUGGGUGCAAAAACAAAAGUGUUGCGUUUAUAAUUUUGUUCAGUGUAUAUUUAUUUUAAUUAUUUGAUUUUUGUAAUCACUCCAAAUAACUCCUCCUUUUACUCCACAAGACAUCUCCCGGUAACUCCUAUUACUCUGUAAAUCUUCUCUCUAUAACUCUUCCUUUUACUCCUCGUAAUCUCUCUCUAUAACUCAUAUUACUCCUUAUAAUUUGUCUCUAUAACUCUUCCUAUUAUUCCAUAUGACCUUUCCCUAUAACUCCUCCUAUUACUCCAUAUAACCUCUCCCUACAACUCCUCCUUUUACUCCAUAUAACCUUUCUCUAUAACCCCUGCCAUUAUUCCAUGUAAAUAACAGUUUUAAAUUGUCUGCCCCUUCAGUUCUUCUUCAUCAUCCUCAUCAUUUUCGUUGCUGAGACAGCUGGGGCAGUUGUAGUGCUGGCGUUCUCCUCCCUGGUAAGAAUCCUACUUGAUACAUACCAUGCUGGUUAUAUGGGGAAAGAAGAUAAAGUGGGGAGAUAAGUAACUAUCUAGCCCAGGCCUUACAUAGACUGACAUAUGUGUAAGGGUUAUGGAGAGGCACCAUAUGGUGUUUUGGGAUCUUCCCUGCAGAGUUCACUCUCCAGUAUGUGUUUGACAUAAAUACUGUGCAUUGAGAGCUGAAGAACGUGCCUGAAGAGCGUGCAAUCUUUCAUAAACAGUAUCUUAAAGCAGCUCUGUCAUCGUUAUUUGCCUUUGUACAUUCUCAAACACUAUCAAAGGUAGCAUGCACAGUUGUAGUCCGGUAGCCUGUUAAGAGUAGCUGAAGGUAGAUAUACUUACUUAAAUCUCCUUUAAUAGACGCCACCAUCUUUGUUAAAAGAAACAUCUUCUCUUCUUGGAGCGUCGUUGUAACGGAGCUCCAGUACUCCAACCGAGUACCUCUGCCAAGUCUGCUACCUCUUAGUUAUCAGAGACCUUGGAGCACUUCAUAUCCAGUCACCGAGGCUUCUCUGGGAUCACUGAAGGCGUUUUCCACCCUGGACCAGGCUAAUGUGCUUACAGCCCUGGACACGCUUUCUAUCAGCAGAUUAUAUCCCUUUCCCCAAACACCAGCCGACACAUGGUGAAGGUUAACACCGCAACUCACUUUACUAGACAUAGCACACACAUAUUAACCCCCAACAGCUUAAUUUACAUACAAUAGUGCAUAGAGUACUAUAGUUUCAGGAAGGCUGGGGUGAGACAAUAGCAAGGGCUAAUGGGAAAUUGAGGAGGGACAAAGCAGCUAGUUUAAACUGGUCUGGCAGUGUCAGUGGAACAACGCCCUGCUGGGUAAACAAUAGGACAGGAAAAGGGGGGGGGGGGAGGGCCACAGACAAGCAAUACAUUCAACAUACCCUGCUCCAAUAAUGGCCACGUGACCAAAAUACAAAAGGAAUCUGGGGACCCACACAUAGUUGGUUCUGUAAACAAACGAGGGGUGUACGGACAGCCGAACAAAAGGGAAUAAAAGUGUAGCUAGGGCAUCCAUUCCGUUACAGUUGUCUGCCGGGAGACAUAUUAGUGUUGUACUGCAGGGUCCUCCAAAAACCAACUCUUGUAAUGUUUGAGAGGGUGCCUGCUUAGCAUAAACGUUGGUAACAGGACAAAAAGCAAUGCUUUUCCUUUUGUCAGUUCAGGCUUUGACCAUGAGACAAAACAAUCCAUAGUUUGUCUUAUGAUAUCUUUGGAUUGCAUUAGAAUGUCAGUGGAAUUCCAAUGCCAGGCUCAGCUCAGACAUACAACAUCCAGUUUCUGUCUAAAGUAGUGGAGGCGGGAAGCGGUGCAUACACACCCAAGUUAAUAAGUCAGGCCAGGGAACUCCUGGCACCAUAUCCACUACAUAAAUGCAUGCAAUAGAGAUAUAGAAAGUAUUAGAAAUUGUAAUGUUGGCCAAACCUGCUCAUACUCUGUAUUAUUUUACCAGUCUAAAGUCUUUAUUGAUUUCCUGGGAAAUAUUGCUGUAGAAAACCUGCAGAAUGAUUAUGGCCUAAAGGAGGAAAUUACAACAGUGUGGAAUGUAACAAUGAAGGAGGUAAGAGAUAUCACUCUGUGCUGUAUGACGAACACCCUGCAUUGUAUGAUUUAUCCCAGGGCUAGAGGGAUAUUGCAGCCAGCAAACAGAUCCAAAGAUUCUGUCACUGUAAUCCAUAAAAAUCCACACAGAACACCCAGUUCCAAAUGGAACCACCAACAUUCUUUUUUUUUUGUUUUUUAUUGUGAAUGAAUGGUACAAAAAUAUAGCAGGAGUGACAUUAUCAUUUAUGCUUUUAAGCUGUUAUUCGGUCAGUUACAUUCACUAUUUUAUGGUUUUCGCAACAUAAGCAAAACAGAAUAAAACCAAAGCUUGCUGUGACAAACUUAAUAAAAUAGAAAUAUCAGAAAACAUACAGGGAAUUAUAAUUACAUAAUAACAUAUUUAUAAACAUAUUUAUAAAGGGGUGGGGGAAGACCAUAAUUAAUACAAACAUUCUCUCCUGCUUGCAGAAUUAGCAAUAUGCAACUCUACCUAAAUAUGCAAAUUAGUAAUGCUAAUGUUGAUAGAUCCUUGCAAUCAACAGGUGGCGCUGUACAGAAUCCACAGUGAAAUCCACCUAGUUGGUUUCAACUACUGUCACAGUAUCUAUACACUGAUAAUAUACUUUUUAAUGAUACUGAGUAUCUUCUAUACACUGAUAAUGAAGAUACUGCGCUGUAAAAUAAUCCUGAGUAUCUAUACACUGAUAAUGAACACACUGCGCUGUAUAAUAAUACUGAGUAUCUAUUCACUGAUAGUGAACACACUGCGCUGUAUAAUAAUACUGAGUAUCUCUAUACACUGAUAAUGAACACACUGCGCUGUAUAAUAAUUCUGAGUAUCUAUACACUGAUAAUGAACACACUGCACGGUAUAAUAAUUCCGAGUAUCUAUACUCUGAUAGUGAACACACUGCGCUGUAUAAUAAUACUGAGUAUCUAUACACUGAUAAUGAACACACUGCGCGGUAUAAUAAUUCCGAGUAUCUAUACACUGAUAAUGAACACACUGCGCUGUAUAAUAAUACUGAGUAUCUCUAUACACUGAUAAUGGACACACUGCACUGUAUAAUAAUUCUGAGUAUCUAUACACUGAUAAUGAACACACAGCGCUGUAUAAUAAUUCUGAGUAUCUAUACACUGAUAAUGAAUACACUGCGCUGUAUAAUAAUACUGAGUAUCUAUACACUGAUAAUGAACACACUGCGCUGUAUAAUAAUUCUGAGUAUCUAUACACUGAUAAUGAACACACUGCACGGUAUAAUAAUUCCGAGUAUCUAUACUCUGAUAGUGAACACACUGCGCUGUAUAAUAAUACUGAGUAUCUAUACACUGAUAAUGAACACACUGCGCGGUAUAAUAAUUCCGAGUAUCUAUACACUGAUAAUGAACACACUGCGCUGUAUAAUAAUACUGAGUAUCUAUAUACACUGAUAAUGGACACACUGCACUGUAUAAUAAUUCUGAGUAUCUAUACACUGAUUAUGAACACACUGCGCUGUAUAAUAAUUCUGAGUAUCUGUACACUGAUAAAGAUGACACUGCGCUGUAUAAUAAUACUGAGUAUCUAUACACUGAUAAUGAACACACUGCACUGUAUAAUAAUUCUGAGUAUCUAUACACUGAUAAGGAACACACUGCGCUGUAUAGUGAUCCUGAGUAUCUAUACACAGAUAAUAAACACUGCGCUGUAUAAUAAUACUGAGUAUCUAUACGCUGAUAAUGAACACACUGCACUGUAUAAUAAUACUGAGUAUCUAUAUACUGAUAAUGAAUGCACUGCUCGCAGUUUAGGGAAUAAGAUCCAUCAACUUGUGGCAAUAAUGGCAACUGAUAAUGUAGAUUUAGUCGCUGCUACUGAGACAUGGUAUAGUGAAAUAAAUGACUGGUUCAUGGAUUACAGGAUAAAACUUACCAGGAAAGGUUAAAGGAUCUUAACAUGUAUAGCUUGGAGGAAAGACGAGACGGGGGGAUAUGAUAGAAACAUUUAAAUACAUAAAGGAAAUCAACACAGUAAAGGAGGAGACCAUAUUUAAAAGAAGAAAAACUACCACUACAAGAGGAUAUAGUCUUAAAUUAGAAGGGCGAAGGUUUAACAAUAAUAUCAGGAAGUAUUACUUUACUGAGACUGUAGUGGAUGCAUGGAAUAGUCUUCCAGCUGAAGUGGUAGAGGUUAACACAGUAAAGGAGUUUAAGCAUGCAUGGGAUAUGCAAAAGGCUAUCUAACUACAAGAUAAGGCCAGGGACUAAUGAAAGUAUUUAGAAAAUUGGGCAGCCUAGCUGGGCCGCAUGGUUCUUGUAACGGAUUGCCUGGCACCCCGACUGGGUACCUUGCGUUGACAGAUGCUCCUAGUGCUUCCCGAGGGCUCCAAGCACUCCACUAGACACCAUAAACACUGCAGACCCCACGAACCGCCACAGCUUGGUUGGGGUCUUGCCGUCUUCCUCCUACUCUGGGCCCAAGACUAGGGACCAACUUCCAGUAGGCAGACCUCUCCUAAAUCCAGAGAACAGGAACAGGAACAAGAACAGCUCUUACAAGAGCUAGUGAUUAUACUCUGGGGAGUAUAGUGAUUAUAGCAGUCCCCAGAGUGUAGUUCUCCAAUACCCCAAACAUGAGCCAAGACUUUAUGAAAGGUAGAACAGAUUUACUGAGCACAAAGGCAUUUCUUUUAUACAGUUUUCCCCACAAGGUUACCACCCACGUGGACCUUGUGGAGCACAGGACACAAAGUCACAGCAGCCAAUCAACACAGUACAGUACAGUCAGUCACUUCCAGCUAAUGUACACAAACCCUCCCCCCUGCCUGUGAUACAUUUACCAAACACAAUGGACUAACUCAAUUACCACAGGCAAAAAAUAUCUAAGUAUCCAAAGUCCAGAAACACCCUAAAACAACAACAUAUUCCCACAAAUUAUACAUCCCUGGAUAGCCCUGAUCUGGGUGAACAACAUAUCCAAAGUCCUUAAGGGGUUAAAAUACAUCACAGGGGCAAUAGUCACAGGGCAAGAGGCUGGCAAGCAGGCUUCUCCAAAUCCCAGUGACGAAGGUGCUUUCGUCACAGUUCUUAUCUGCCGCAUUCUAUGUUUCUAUGGCCUGGAGAAUGCUCUCUCCGGCGGAUACCUGCGUGGGGGUAUCCACCGGAGAGACUGUCGCGCCAGCAGGGAAGCUUUGGAGCUGUGAAUUGGUCUCGCGGCUGCAGAGUCCCCACUGGCUGCCUGGAAGGCUGUGCCGACCAAUAGGAGAGGAAGCGCCCAUUCAAACUGGGCUUGCGACAUUCUCCUGGUUGGUCGGCACGAGUGAGCGCUGAUUGGUCACUGCGGGACACAGGCGACCAAUCAAAGAAGGAGGGCUCAUUCAAACAGGGUUUUGCGCCCUUUCUUCUGAUUGGGCGUCGAAACCCCUCUCGUCCCUGGGCGCCGAUUGGCCCAAGUUGGUUUCGCGCCUUUCAGCGGAUUGGUGCAAUCAGGUUUCGUGCCCAUUUUUCUGAUUGGGCCGCGAAACCCCUCACCUUCCCGAAUACCGAUUGGUGCAGCCGAGUUUCACGCCCUUUCUUCGGAUUGGGCUGUGAAAAACCCCCCUCCCCCGAGCGCUGAUUGGCGAGAUUUGGUUUGAGCCCUUUCAGCCAAUUAAUUGUUACUCCAUUUAGGCGCGAAGUUUGAAUUCUGCCUGACUAAACCAAGCAACGGCAUGGAACUAAUUUCUGUGGUGUACAGAGCCCCGAGCCCCAGACUUUCGACACUGAUAUUUUGGGCUCUGUACAUCUGAUCGUUCCGCUUUUUGCAGGGAUCCCAGAUGGGACUUAGGGCUCUCUAGCAACGUAGGUUUCAACUCUGUAACACCUCUCCUUCCCGGGGUGCUGAGCCCCAAAGUGCACCGUCCCCCUGAAUGUAAUGUGUUUUCAUGUGUAUCCCUGUGUACUGUUGGUAUCUUCCAGGACGGGAGAUGGCUAUCUUUAAACCAGCCCCCUCCUGCCUGGGACUAAGGGAAGUUUAUUGUGUGGAAUGGAGACCCCCUGCGGAGGUCUGUGCAUAAAAGAAGCCUGUUUUCAAUAAAGAUUGGCAGAAGUCAGUGCUUAAACCUCCAAAACUGUGUGUCGUCCUGUUAUUGGAGGGAAGGAAGAUUUAACCCCUGUGUCUGCUGUUCAGCUUGCAGGGAGAUGCAAUGGGGAAAGUCCUUGUAAGGACUAAGAGCUUCCAGGGCUGAGUGUCGUCUCUGCCAGGGUGCGCAUAGAGCUAAGUCCCCUAACCAUGUAAGAGUUCCUGAUCGGCUGAAGGAAGGGAACUAAUGGGAGGUAACUGGUCGGCUUACCGGAGGCGUCCCGUUACAACAACUCUCCUUGUGGGUUCCAUGGGCCUUUUCCCUGUGAGGAUCACAGGGGCAGAACCCUGUGCGUGCGAUACAUGACAUGCUACUUCAGGCCCUCAUGCCUGAGACAUUGGGCGCUCAUGAAGAGGACACACAGUAAGGUUGUCUUGCUGCUUUACGGGAUGACUGUGCACUGCCUUCCUUCUAAUAUUGGAUUUCACCUGUAUCCUCACUAAUAUGCAAGUAUAUUACUAUAUCUAUCGCUUGGCAAAGGGCUGGAUUGCGUUGAGGUUCUGUUAUAUUUAGCAUCAGGUUUGUUAAUCAACCAAUAGGGUGCAUAGAAACAUAGAAUAAGAUAAGAACCAUUCGGCCUAUCUAGUCUGCCCAAUUUUCUAAAUACUUUCAUUAGUCCCUGGCCUUAUCUUAUAGUUAGGAUAGCCUUAAGCCUAUCCCACGCAUGCUUAAACUCCUUUACUGUGUUAACCUCUACCACUUCAGCUGGAAGGCUAUUCCAUUCAUCCACUACCCUCUGUGUAAAGUAAUACUUCCUGAUAUUAUUUUUAAACCUUUGCCCCUCUAAUUUAAGACUGUGUCCUCUUGUUGUGGAAGUUUUUCUUCUUUUAAAUAUAGUCUUCUCCUUUACUGUGUUGAUUCCCUUUAUGUAUUUAAAUGUUUCUAUCAUAUCCCCCCUGUCUCGUCUUUGCGUCAAGCUAUACAUGUUAAGAUCCUUUAACCUUUCCUUGCCUUCUCUCACACGAGUCCAACAAACACUGGUCAGCCACAACAUUAAACCCUCCUGCCUAAUAUUGUGUAGUUUCCCCCUGUGCUGCAAAACAGCUCUGACUCAUGAGGUAUGGAUUGCACAAGCCCUUUAACCCCUUAAGGACCAAACUUCUGGAAUAAAAGGGAAUCAUGACAUGUCAUGUGUCCUUAAGGGGUUAAACAUGUUCUGUGGUAUUUGACACCGCAAUAUAAACAGCCGAUCAUUUAUGUCCUGCAAGUUGCGAGGUGGCGUCUCUAUGCAUCGGAUUUGUUAUUCAGCACAUCCCACAGAUGCUUAAUCAGAUUGAGAUCUGGGGAAUCUGGAGACCAAGUCAUGCUCCUCAAACCAUUCCUGGAAAAUGUUCGCAGUGUGAAUUAUCCUGUUAAAAGUGGCCACUGUCGUCAGGUAACACCAUUGCCAUGAAAGAGUGUACAUGGUCUGCAACAAUCUCUAGGUAUAUAGUAUGUGUCAAAAGUAAUAUCCACAUGAAUGCCAGGGGAAAAAAAUCCAAGUGGUUAUGCCAAAAUAAUAAAUAUUAACAACAUUAAUUAUUUUAUUUAAAUGUAUGUGGGUAGAGAUAACGACCAAACAGACCAAGAAAAACAAAGUUGAAAAUGGUAAUUGUGGAUAUGUCAGAGAACGGAGUUAAAGCCACAUAUGAUGAGUUCUGCUGAAAAUUAGGAAGUUUUAAACACCAGAAUUGUUUUUUUUUUUUUUUUUUUCAUUCUUCUCUUUGCAGUUCAACUGCUGUGGAUUUAAUGGCUACCAAGAUUUCAACAACUCCUUCUAUUACAGACAGCAUUCUCAUCAGUAUCCUGAUGUGUGCUGCCUCUAUUUUAAUCCGUGUACUGCAAGAAACAUCAGCAGCCAGGUGAAGGUAUGGAAUACAGACCUUAAACAUACUCAAACACUCUUAAGUGUCCAGAUUUAUAGAUUCUGUUUCUGAAAAUAGUAAUAUUGUAACCAUCAAAACAGCCCUAGAAUUGACACAGAUUGUAUCCCUAGGGACAAUACAGACAGUUAAACUCCAAAAGGAGAGCAUCAUGCAGACUUUGGUCAGAUAUAUUUACUUGUUACCAGAAACAUGUUUUCCGAAGUACACAUCAACCAUUUAUACCUCAUUUCCAUUUUCAUGUGUGAGGAAAAGUAAAUUAUAGGAAAAUACAACUGUAUGAAAAACAAAAAGAAUAAUGAUAAACAUUUGUGCCUGUGAGCAGGAGCUGAAAGGGGCUUAGACACUUCUUCAGCAAGUGAUUCUCAUUCAUAUUUCCUUCUUAAAGCAGCACUGUCACCAUCUGGAGACUUUGCUUUAUUUGGGGGGAGGCAGGCAAGUUUGAAUUUAACUUACCUGAUCCUGUCCCUUGUAAACGCCUCCAUCUUCUUCCGGCUUGUCAGGAGCAACCAUCACUGCAGUACUUUUGUGAACUCGCAAGAGUAUAGCCUUGAGGUCUGUGGAGCGUCCCACAAAACCACAGAAUACUUCAUAGACAGAGUCAGUUCCCUGCAGCCGUCACUGAUGACAGCUGGGGGAUUGACUCUUCUAGACAGCAGUAACUCCACCCAGUGUCUAGUAGUGUCAGGUGGAGGAAAAAUACUUAGACAAAAUAGUCCCUACUUUGUCUCUGUAUAUCUUUUAAUUGGGUUGGAAUUUCAGUAAAAUUCCAACACUGUCAGUAAUGAUAUUUCAAAAAGAUUUCAUCUUUAGGAAAUACUUAUAUUGCAGGAGGGCGUGAUGGUGCCAGUUUAAAAAGUGUGUCGUUCAUCUCUGUUUAGACAUAUAGGUUGCUACAUUUUACAUGAUUGGAUUCAUAUUGCGCUCUCGCUAAAAUUUGUGUGUUUACCAGGGAUGGCUGAGUCACUUGUCUCUAUUAAAACAGAAGAUCAUGGGAAAAUGAAUGUUUUUUUUAUAUAUUGUCUGUGUAAUGUGUUAAAGUGGUAUUAACUAAUCCAUGGAGAGUCCCUUUAAAAUUAGCUGUUGGCCUUAUACCUGGCUGUAUUCUUAAAACAAAUCUAGACCUUGUGUCAGUUUGCAUCCCUACAGCCAGUGCUAGAACUGACAGGACACUGUAUCUGUAAAAUUAACCAUAGGAUAUCCAUCCAACCUGUUCUAGUUCAUUAUGAUGUAUGCAUAGAAUCUAUGCUAGACCUGCCACUAGGUUCUAUCCCUACAACUUGUAAUAGAGCUCUUACUGGGUUCUAUGCUUACAACCUGUCCUCGUGGUGUCUUGAGGCUCUAUCCCUACAACCUUAUUCUAGAGCUGUUACUAUGCUGUAUGCCCGUAACAAGGUCAUAUCCAUACAACCAGUCCUUGAAUAAUACCAUGCAAUAUCCCUUUAACCAGUCCUUGAAUAAUACCAUGGUAUAUACCUUCAACCAGUCCUUGAAUAAUACAUUGCUAUAUCCCUUCAACCAGUCCUUGAAUAAUACCAGGCCAUAUCCCGACAACCAGUCCUCAAUACCAGGCCAUAUCCCUACAACCAGUCCUCAAUUAAUACCAGGCCAUAUCCCUACAACCAGUCCUCAAUUAAUACCAGGCCAUAUCCCUACAACCAGUCCCCAAUUAAAUAUUAUCAUUUUAGUAUUUAUAUAGCGCCAGCAAAAUUCCAUAGCGCUGUACAAUGUACAAUAAUACCAUGCUAUAUCCCUACAACUAGUCCUCAAUGAAUACCAAGCUAUAUCCCUACAACCAGUCCUCAAUGAAUACCAGGCCAUAUCCAUACAACCAGUCCUCAAUGAAUACCAGGCCAUAUCCCUACAACCAGUCCUCAAUUAAUACCAGGCCAUAUCCCUACAACCAGUCCUCAAUUAAUAUCAGGCCAUAUCCCUGCAACCAGUCCUCAAUUAAUACCAGGCCAUAUCCCUACAGCCAGUCCUCAAUUAAUACCAGGCCAUAUCCCUACAACCAGUCCUCAAUUAAAUAUUAUUAUUUUAUUAUUUAUAUAGCGCCAGCAAAAUUCCAUAGCGCUGUACAAUGUACAAUAAUACCAUGCUAUAUCCCUACAACCAGUCCUCAAUUAAUACCAGGCCAUAUCCCUACAACCAGUCCUCAAUUAAUAUCAGGCCAUAUCCCUGCAACCAGUCCUCAAUUAAUACCAGGCUAUAUCCCUACAACCAGUCCUCAAUUAAUACCAGGCUAUAUCCCUACAACCAGUCCUCAAUUAAUAACCAGGCUAUAUCCCUACAACCAGUCCUCAAUGAAUACCAGGCCAUAUCCAUACAACCAGUCCUCAAUGAAUACCGGGCCAUACCCAUACAACCAGUCCUCAAUGAAUACCAGGCCAUAUCCAUACAACCAGUCCUCAAUGAAUACCAGGCCAUAUCCCUACAACCAGUCCUCAAUGAAUACCAGGCCAUAUCCAUACAACCAAUCCUCAAUGAAUACCAGGCCAUAUCCCUACAACAAGUCCUCAAUGAAUACCAGGCCAUUUUCCUACAACCAGUCCUCAAUUAAUACCAGGCCAUAUUCCUAUAACCAGUCCUCAAUUAAUACCAGGCCAUAUCCCUAAAACCAGUCCUCAGUCAGUACCAGGCCAUAUCCCUACAGCCAGUCCUCAAUUAAUACCAGGCUAUAUUUUAAGUGCUCGGAAUUUCGGGGGGGCGUGGCCAACGACCGCAUGGAGUAGUCGCAAGUCAAGCGAGCUCCAUGAACCGCCGAGCCUAAAGCAACAAUUAUUGAGCCAACAACGCACAAAAAUAUAACUACUGGGAGCACUCACCCUCCAAACAGCUCAAACUAGCGGAAUCGAUCCGUCCCAACAAGAAAGAACGCCCGCGGCAAAAACAAGAUGGCGACGACACAGCCAUGCAAUUCCCAGACCCGGGCACUCUAACGGACGAGGAUACAGUGCAAACCCCUCAGGGAGAAGCACUUGUCACCAAUCACAGUCUCCACACCAUGCUACAAGAUUUAAAAGAAUCUCUAAGAGCGGACUUCAAACAAAUCACCAAAGAAAUCCGGAGAGCCAUCCAGGAACUAGGUGAGCGCACAAGUCGCUUAGAAAACAAAGCGGAAGAAAUCUGCUCGGCACAUAACGAUAUGGUGGAUCAACUACAGAGGUUAGAAAGCGACCAGGCUGCCUUAAAAUUGAUAUUGGCAGAUAUGGAAGACAGAUCCCGCAGGAAUAAUCUCCGAUUUCAGGGAAUACCAGACGCAAUAUCCGCAGAAGCUCUUCCACAACACUUACAGGCCCUAUGCACCAUCCUGGUACCGCACCUCGAGGCUGCCUCUUGGACAUUCGACAGGGUACACAGAUUACCCAGGCCGGCAAGAUUCACAGCGGACACACCGAGAGAUGUGAUAGUUCGCUUCCACUACUAUAAAUCCAAGGAAACAAUCCUAAACGCGACGAGAAAAUUGGAGCCACUACCAGACCCAUACCAAGGCAUCAGCAUAUAUGCCGAUCUGUCAGCAGCAACCAUGGCAAGAAGAAGAGAAUUCAUCAACAUAACCAAGACCCAGACCAAGCUACUGAUAUGGCACAGAGGUAAAACGGAGGUAAUCCUAGAACCAGAAGCUGGUAUGGCGAAAAUCAAAGAAUGGGGCCUCCAUCACAGCCUGGGACAAAAUUCUCCCCAGAAUUCACAACCAAAGAAAAUGAGAACGGAAUGGACAAUGGUGGGAUCACCAUCAAGGCCAACGAUAUGCCAUGAGGACUAACAUUCUGACAUCACCAUGCUGUACCAGAGUUGCUCCAUUCACUUGAGUAUCAAUAAUUGUUAUGAGCACAGUAUUAUACCAUACAGUGUUAGACAUGCAUUUAAUAUCAAUGUAAAGCACAAUAGCGAUGUAUUAAGCCUUAGUUUACAAUACCCACGCUAACGAUGCCAAUAGGGAUAGCUUAAAAAUAUACACGGCCUUACUACACACUAGCUAUGUUAGCAAUACCAACUAGCAAUAUCCCUCGAUUAAUAAGACAAAAUAUACAAAAAGUAUAUAGUUGUGUAGGCGCUUCCAACCUUAAAUACAAACAAUAUGAGUGAGUGUGAAAAAAGGUGUAAUCCCUUAACACCUAAAGACAAAGUAGAAAGAUUAAAUAGAUAGAUUCACACACACCCAGGAAAAGUAUAUACAAAAUAUAUACAUAAAUAGGUAUACCACCUAUUGUAGACGUAAAUAUGUUGGUUACAUCUGAAAAACAAAUGGAACAUACAUAGUGCUUUCCAUAUAAAUUAAAAUAAACAAAUUAUAAUAUUUGCGGAUUAAACUCACAAAGGUGGAGCCUCAUAGGCUCUAUGUACAUCACUCUUGGGUGCCUAUUCAGGCUCUCGAUAGAUUCCUGUUGGAAGAACUCAAGGUCCACAGUAGUAGAUGCAAAUACAAAUUUAUUGCCUUGUGUGCAAUAAAUAAACAAAAGUGGUGACAGUGGGCAACCUUGGCGCAUGCCGUUGCUAAUAUGAAAUUUAUCUGAUAUGAAUCCCGAGUUAAAGAUUCUUGCCGAGGGGGAAUGGUAUAGGGCCAUAAUGCCCCUCAGGGUUUGUGUUGUGAAUCCCAUUUUAAGUAGUGUAGACUUCAUGUAUUCCCAGUUCAAGCGGUCAAAUAUCAUGGUUAGGGAGAGUAAACACUGUUAAAAUGAUGGCAUUACCCCAUAUCCUGUACCUGUUCCGCACCAUACCCAUAACAUUAGGAGACAAACUGCUCCAAAGAUUCCAAAACAUGCUCAAUGCACACAUAUGGAAGAAAAAAACCCCAAGAAUAGCCAGACGUCUCACCUGGCUGUCACCAACCAAAGGCGGCCUCGGCAUGCCAAACAUUAGGGCAUACUAUAGAGCAGCAGUCCUGGAACAAGGGCUGGACACACUAUCACGCACUACCCCCCAAAUCUGGGCCCCCCUAGAAAAUGCCUGCAUACGACCACACACAAUAAACUCUGUGCUGCAGUCUUUUAACUCAUGGGAACCUAACAAACACAAACCCAUGGCUAGUACAAGAUUCUUAAUCAGUAGCUGGAGGAAAUGGGCAAGUUCACUCACCGGCACGAACAACACUAUAUACUUUGCCCCGAUACAAAUAAUCUCAGAACUAUCGGAAGAUAUCAAUAUGGAACCAUGGCGACAUCAGGGAAUAAUCUCGGUGGCACAAUUAUAUUCAGAGGUGGGCCUCAAACCAUUCCCAAUCCUUCAACAGGAAUAUGCACUCCCCUCUAGGGACGUUUUCACAUACAUCAGAACCAAACACAUCCUCCAAUCCCUACAAACUCACCAAUGCAAUGAAACACAACUAACAAAUUUUGAGUUAUACUGUAUAGGCAAACGACCGCAACUAAAACCACUAUCCCUCUGCUACACAGCACUGAACGACGCUGAUCCAUUAUGCAAACACAAAUACAUAGAACAAUGGGAAUCAGAACUAAACAUCAACAUCCCCACUCCAGUAUGGCUGCAAACAAUUCAGACCACAAGAAAAAUGUCCCAUAGCCUGACCCUUUGGGAGGCAUACUGUAAAAUACUGAUGAGGUGGUACUACGUACCUACCAAACUAGCGAACAUGUACCCAUCAGCUUCAAAUGUAUGUUGGAGAUGUACUCUCCACAAGGGAAGCAUGAGGCACAUAUUCUGGGAUUGCCCACUAUUGAGCAAACUUUGGCGAACGAUAGAAAAAGCUAUUGAAAUUUUAACAAUACGCAAAAUACCGUUCACACCAGAACUGCUGCUAGACAACAACAGACACGUCAUUAUACACCUGCUAACAGCAACAAAGACUAGUAUAGCCAGCCACUGGAAAACCACACACACCCUCCCCCCAGGAAGUGUGGAAUAGAAUCGAUAAUGUCUAAAUUAUGAAGGUAUGGCAUACAGAUUAGACGGCCAAGCAGAGACAUAUACUAAAAGAUGGGCAAGUUGGCAUACACACCAUAACACAGUGAAAAAUCUCAAACAAAUACUCUAGAAGACGGGCAGCACAAGUCACAACACAAUACACUACAAUGCAGUGAGCUUCACUACUCAAUUGUCACACUCGAGAUCCAUUACAUCAUAGAUGAUAGGACGGAUAAGUUACUAUUAUGCGCCCAUUCUGCAACUCCCUACAACACAAUGCACACCCGAUGUUGUAAAUUAGGUAUACCAGUUCUCCAGUUCUUCUUCUCCCGAUGUGUCCUCCCCCCCCCCCCACGCUACCCCCUCCAACUCAACUACGAACAUGCAAUUCCUGAGUGCGACACACAAGCCACAUAUAAUCACCUUAACUGAGUCCCAGUUGCAGAAGGGAAAACAGCUGACAUUACCGUCAAUACCAUGAACAUAACCAUCCCGAUGUUCCUACUUCGAUAUGUAGCACAAAAUGUGUAAUCUACCCAUUGUAUAAGGCGACUAAGUUGACUAAAUGCGGAAUUGUGUUGAACGAAUUGUAAUCAGUCAUUCACCCCCCCUCUUUUUCCUUCUGUACCCUAUUGUUUACCCUUUGUCUAUGCAAAAAAAUUCAAUAACAACUAAAAAUUGAAAAAUAAGUGCUCGGAAUUUCAAGUGAAUUUUAAAUUUAAGGCCAAAACAGCCAAACUGAAAACAAUUGACUUGGAGUAUUUCUCUAAAUCGGCUAUUUCAUCCUGAAUUUUAAAAAUCACUUUGAUUUCACAGCAAUUCUAAUUUUCGUAAAUAAGCCUGUUUAUGUUUUCUGUCUUUCCCAUUAGGGUUGCUUUGAAACAUUUGAGCUUUUCCUUAAUAAGAAUGGCAAAGUUGUUGGAGGUGUUGCUUUGGGAAUCUGUGCUCUAGAGGUGAGCAAUAAACAUAACCAGUAAAACAUUUCAAUGCUUCAUAAACUGUAUAUCCUGAUUUAACAACCUUGUUCUUUGAGUGUCCUGAUUGCUGCCACAGGGUUUAUUAAGAGCUCUGUUGUUCUGCUACCAUUCCCCCCCAUCUGAAUGACUGACCAUGCACCUGUAUUUGUUUGCAUUGAUAGCGUGGCAAUGUUACUUAUGUGGGUAAAUGCUUCGUUCACAAAUGCUCAUUAAAUAUGCUUCAGCUUCACCAAUAAAGGAAAUCUAAUAUAUACAUUUUACUUAACAUUAUACCUCACUUGGAUAAAACCAACAUGGUAAUGUUUAACAUUGUUGGGGGAAAAAAGGGACAGAGUCUUUGCACAAAACAGGGCAGGGCCCUCAGCGACUUCUGUUCUUGUACGUUCACCUUGUCUUGCUCCAACCACGUUUGUUAGUCCAACUUUUUACAGCGCUGCUGAAUGUGUUGGCAGUUUAUAAUUAAUUAUAACAAGUUGUUUAGGUGCUUGAAGUGUCUGUAAAGCUCAGUGAUUGUAGGAUGAUGGUAGAGCAGUGAUUAGUCUGGCAUCAAGUUUCUGCAAAUGGCCGUAAAACCUUGCUAUGACUAGGAUUUUGAACUGGACUCUGGUCCCCAUGUGAUAUACUAGGGAGAUAAAUUAAAGACAAUAUUAUCGACAAUCAUUUUGUCUUAUUUAACUGGAGUUUUGUUUCGUUAUUAUUGUACCAUGUGUGUCUUUUUUUCCCCAAUACAGAUUGCAGCCAUGAUAGUCUCCAUGGCUCUCUACUCUAUGAUUGGCAACAAAUAG